CAUAAAUACAGGUUGGCACUGAUAUCUUUCACUGUGUUCUCAUGUGCAGAGAGGUUACGGUGAAAGUGGGAGUGCUUGUGUGUCGAUGCCAUAUUAUCGUGAUUUACUGUCUGCUUGUGGUGACACGAAAUCUGACAUUUAGGUAGCAGCUCUUGGCACUAAUAGUAUUGUGCAAGGAGUUAAUUUUUAGCGAGGACAAAAGGCAGAAGGUCCAACUUGUUGAACUUAGAAGGACACAGCCUGUAAGCUGCCAGACAGGUUCAGGCGGAGUAAGAGAGUUAUUCUCUUUAAUGAUCCACAGCUCCUAGCUCCUGCGGGAAUUAGCUUGUUCCACGGUGACCUAUUCAGACAGAGAUUACUACGUGUGCUGCACACAAUCAGGAGGAACAAGCGGAUCUAAGGACACUACCAUUGUGUGCAAGCUAGUCGCCAAUCGUUAGGAGAAUGUUAAGGAGUUGGCGUAACCUGGACCAUCGCAUGAAGUAAAGAGCGUUACUGAUUCACAAACUUUGCCGUAAGCUAGAUUGACUGACUGAAAAGUGUCUGGAAGAAUAUUACCUUGUGGUGUCAUGUGCUCUGUCUCCGAGGACAUCGUCUCCUCUGCACCGCGGUUCGCAAACCGAUGGCAACAUGGUGGUGUUAUCGCAAGAGGUCGACUGAGAGGUAAGGACUGGUUCAAACAUGGGCUCUGCAAGACAUGACAUUCAGCAAGUUCUAGAACCCCGUAGGAAAUGAUUCUAGAAAAAUCUUCAUUAGCCCUCCAAAUGCCAUAAAUGUGGGAGUGAUUUUAUAUGUUUGCUAAUAAAAAGAAGAAUUUGUUACUAUCUAACCAUUCAUAGUAUGUACUGUUUUAUCAGAUUAUGUUUGCCGUAACGUUUUCAAUCAGUUUAUUAGAAGUGUAUAAUGGCUAUAUCUCAAGAAUUCGUUUUAUUCCAGUAGAACAAUAUUAAUGCAGAAAACUAUGUUUUUAUACAGGCUUUUUAUUUUUAUUUUGCGGUUAGUUAUUUAUAUCAAUGGCAUACGCAAUAAGUGCACACCCUAAUAUAGCGCCAAAUUGCCCUCUCUUUUCCAGGUUUAAAUUCCAGGGCGAUUUUUGCAUGAGUUUGGGAUCGCAUGACUAUUUCUACACACACAUAUAUAUAUAUAUAUAUUGUUCAAUUAGAGCAAAAAUUCACAUUUUUAAAAUUAGUAAUUUUUUUAAAGCAAAGUGUAUCUGGUAACGUUUCCUUUAACGCCCCAAUACAGAAUGCUGCGCACGUCAAUGAGAGAUGUAUACAAAACAUGUGCAAUUAACACACAUUGUUGCACACAGCUGAUCAGCUUGGAUGUGUGCAGCCAAUCAGGAGAGGCUGUGGAUACUAGAUCUUAUGACAGAUGAAAAAGUUUCUUUGGGGAUUUCAUUGGCGCACAGAAACUAGUAAUGGUCACCUCUGGCAAUUAUCUAAUGAACGUCUCUUACAGCUUUCUAAGACAGCACUAUGGUCCCCUAUUUCUAAAAGUACUGGAAACAGAAGCUUUUGAUCUGUUCUAAGAGCCUUCAAAGUAUCUGUUUUGCUUCUGUUAGGGAAUAAAAAAUAAACACACACAUUACAAAAAGAGCCAUGAGUGAUCCUGCUACCUGGCUCCUUUACAUGUACGUAGAGAGCCAGCACUAAGUAUAAAACCUACAUAAUGAGUUCUUUGAUUUUAUUAUUUUAUCCCUACUAUUUCCUUUCAUCUCUUCCGCUACAGCUCAGUACUCCCAUUAAUUACUUCUUUAUAGCAGGUUUUGUCCAGAAGACCCAUUGUUCCAGUUGACCAUUUUCAAAUGGGUCUCCAAUGAAAGAGAGUUUUACUUAAUCUACGUGUCAUCCUCUUUUCAGCAUACAGAACCAGUCUUACCAGAUCCACCCACGUACAGAGAAUGUCUCAGCUGGACCUCUCUACCAUACAGAGAAUGUCUCAGCUGGACCUCUCUACCAUACAGAGAAUGUCUCAGCUGGACCUCUCUACCAUACAGAGAAUGUCUCAGCUGGACCUCUCUACCAUACAGAGAAUGUCUCAGCUGGACCUCUCUACCAUACAGAGAAUGUCUCAGUUGGACCUCUCUACCAUACAGAGAAUGUAUCAGCUGGACAUUUCUACCAUACAGAGAAUGUAUCAGCUGGACAUUUCUACCAUACAGAGAAUGUCUCAGCUUGGCCUCUCUACCAUACAGAUAAUGUCUCAGCUGGACCUUUCUACCAUACAGAGAAUGUCUCAGCUGGACCUCUCUACCAUACAGAGAAUGUCUCAGCUGGACAUUUCUACCAUACAGAGAAUGUCUCAGCUGGACGUCUCUACCAUACAGAGAAUGCCUCAGGUGGACCUCUCUACCAUACAGAGAAUGUCUCAGCUGGACCUAACAGGACCGGCAGCCAGGGCGUGUAGCAAGAUCCAUUUAUAAAAGUGUCAAUGUCUAUUUAAAAUUCGUACUUUUUGUAUAAAAUUACACCCUGCUAACAAAAAAAAGUAUUUCAGCAAACUGAAGUGCUUUAGUGAUGGAGUGUCCCUUUAAAAGUCUUUUGCACAUGUUUUCACUGCCCAGAAAGGUAAGUGCCAACAAGAUUAAACAACACUAUAGUCCACAGAACGCCUACACCUAACAUACUGGUUCUGGCGUCUAUAGCCUUGGGCGGCAAAAAACGCCGCCCCCAAAUGCCCUGGGCAAAUGCCUUGUUAGCCUCGCGGCUAACAGACAUGCCGAGCGGGCAGGCGGCGCUGGCUGAUGGGCGGGCGGCUGGCGAGGGAGCUCUUCCUCUGAGCGGUCUACUCAGCUCCCUCGCGCGCCGCAGAGUAAGGCUGGGAGCCGGGAUAUGACAUCAUCAACCCGGCUCCCAGCCUCACUCUGCGGCGCGCGAGGGAGCUGAGCAGUCAGCUCAGAGGAAGUGCUCCCUCGCCAGCCGCCCGCCCGCCCGACCAUCAGCCACUGGACCACCAGGGAGAGAGGGACCCCCCCAGCAUUCCCAAAGGUAAGGAGGUUGGGGGGGUGGGGUAAGUAAAAAAGUGUUGAUGUGAGUGAGUGUGUGUAUAUAUCUGUGAGUGUGUCUGUUAAUGUGUGUGUGUUUGUUUGCUAGUGUGUGUCUGCUAAUGAGUGAGUGUGUGUCUGUUAGUGUGUGUCUGACUGUGUUUCUGUUAGUGUGUAUGUGUGUGUCUGACUGUGUUUGUCUGUUAGUGUGUGUGUGUCUGCUAGUGAGUGUGUGUGUCUUAGUGUGUGUGUUUGCCUGUGAGUGUGUGUUUGUUAGUGUGUGUGUGUCUGUGAGUGUGUGUGUGUCUGUUAGUGUGUGUGUAUGUGUUUCUGUUAGCGAGUGUAUGUGUAUCUGUCAGUGAAUGUGUGUGUGUGUGUGUGUGUAUUUAGAAGGCUUGGGGGGGGGCUGGCGCGGGGGGGCACCUGAGUUUUGUCCUGCCUAGGGCAGCACAAAACCAGGAUACACCACUGUCUAUAGCAUGUUUCUGUAGGCUGGCUGAGCAAUGAAAACACUAUAUUUUCAUAGAAACAGCAGUGUUAACAGUGCUGCCUAGUAACACCUCUAGGUGCAGACACUCAGACGGCCACUAGAGGUGCUUCCUAUGUCAGUGCUGCAUGGAGGCACUGAAUGUUCCACUUAGAGAUGCAUUGAUUCUAUGGAUCUCUAAUGGGAGAUACUCAUUGGUGCAACGUGGGGUUUAGUCCCCGGAUGCGCAAUAACCUCCCAAUGCUUUCCUACGAGAAAGCAUUGGAUUGGCUGAGAUCGUCAAGAUUGGUUACCUCAGCCAUGGAGGCGAGACCGUCCGCAGCAAGAUCAGUGCAACAAAGGAGAAAAGGUAAGUAAACUACCUUUAUCUCCAAUCUGAGGGGGGCAGGGUAGGUUCUCCUGUAGUUGUUGUUAGGAAUACACAUUUGUAGUGUUCCUGUAAUCCUACAAGCUGCUGGUGUUAGUAGGAUGUUCAGUUCUGACCUCUGCUGCACAUGUGAGAUCAUUAAUAGCAUUGUCAAUAUGUGAUGUAUCUGAAACUGGAUAAGUAACUUUGUAUAAUAAUAACGUGCUGCUUGAGUUAUGAAAGGGUUCACUAUCAUUUAUAACCACAUUUCCCUGAUUUAUGCACAAUGCACAGUAAAGUAAUUCUUUAUAGGUUUAGUGGGACACUAUGGGCACCAGACCACUCCAUUUUAUUGAGGUGGUCUUGGUGCAGUGUCCCUGUUCCCUUAACACUGUAUUACAAAACAUUGCAAUUUUAGAGAAACGUCAAUGUUUACAUUGCAGUCUUUAGACUGCCUCUAGUUGCUUUCUACCUGACCGCCACUAGAGGUGCUUCCUGCAGUUUCACAGAGUUUGAAACAAUGCUGCAGUCCUGACACUUUGCCUGAGGAAGUGCGUUCCUAUGAAAAAGGCUAAAUGCACAUGUGGUGCUCACAAUCAUGCGCAUUAGCCCAUCCUCCCCUCUCCCCCCUUUAGCUGAGGUCAGUGGAGGAGGUGCAUGACCCAAGGGACAUUGGCACUGGAAUUGGGUAAGUGUAAAAAAGUUUCCUUCAACCCUUUAUUUACCUGGGGGAAGGAGGGGAGGGGGGUUAAGGGGAGUCAGAGGGCACAAUUAUGUUAGGAAUACAGUUUUGUUUUUCUGUGUGUGAAUCCUCACUGCAGCCUGUACCUCCUUCGAUGAUGUCAUCAAUUCUGAAUACUUUUGUCCAAUCAGAUGCAUCUUCUAAAGAAGCAUUGGAUGUAUACCCAGCUGUCUAGUGGCUGCAUACUUUGCUUGCUGACAUCGGAGCUAAAGUAGAUUAAAGGACUGAAUCUGUGCUACUCCGAAGAAUCAAGUCGCUAUGUCUGACAGUAAAUAAUAGAUGCAAAAACUGCUAAAUCUAAGCCACGCGUGAAGUGAUUUGGCUGUCCCUUUAACCCCUUAAGGACACAUGACAUGUCAUGAUUCCCUUUUAUUCCAGAAGUUUGGUCCUGAAGCGGUUAAGAUUGAUCACGCUUGACUUUGGAGUUCCUCUGAGCUCUAUUAAUCCCUUCAUUGAGCGGAGAGGAUGCAGCAGGAUGUGCCUAGUCUUCCUCUUGGCAAUUAUUGUAUCUUUUCAUUUUGGAUACUAAAAUACAAAUGUUUUGUAACAAGUUGAAUAAUAAAGCCUUUGAUAGACGUGCCAUGUUACGUACGUCACUGCCGAGUAUAUGAGAGAGAGAGAGAGAGAGAGAGAGAGAGAGAGAGAGAUAGAUAUAUAUAUAUAUAUAUAUAUAUAUAUAUAUAUAUUUUGGAUAGAUAGAUAGAUAGAUAUCAGUAACAAGGUGAUGGUAUGGAGAGAGGGUUUGACCUACAGAAAUCUUUAUCUACAAAUUAGGAGUGAGCGGAGAUAUCUGUGACCAGAAAUACCUACAGAGUCAGCCUUUAACCUACACCGGGGUAGGCAACCUUUAUUGUGAACUACAUCUCCCAUUAUACCCUUACAUAUUGCCAGCAAAGCAUACAUAGAGAUAUAAUCCAUGACAUUUUGGAGUGCAGAACGUUUCCUACCUCUAUACUGACUGAUAGCAAUCUAAGCCUGCAUGAUUCUUCCACCUUAAAGAGUUACUACAAGCACCAUGACCACUUCCAGGGAACCAGGAUAAGAAGGGUGUUUUAUGAAAACAGGGAUUUUUGCUUUGAGUUACCCUUUAAAGGUGGCUCCUUGUCAAUCAAUGCUAGAAGCUCCACCUUUUGCAUCUGUCAGUCAGCUUACAGAGCCCUGGUUAUACAUGGACUUAACUGGGUUGUGAUGUCAUUUACUCAUUUUUUCAAUAUGAAUUGAAAUGAAAACAGAGGGUUGCAUGGAAAAAAGGGUAACCUGAAGCGUGAGGAAGUCCAGCGUAGUUUAACCCCUUAAGGACCAAACUUCUGGAAUAAAAGGGAAUCAUGAUAUGUCACACGUCAUGUCUCCUUAAGGGGUUAACACACUUUUCGUGUUUUAACACCCCAGAAGUCCCUCUAGUGGCUGUCUGAUAGCCACUAGAGGAGGACUUAACCCUGCAAGGUAAUUAUUGCAGUUUAUAAAAAAAUGCCAUAAUUACAGUUGCAGGGUUAAGGGUGAUAGGAGUUGGCAUCCAGACUACUCCAAUAAGCAGAUGUGGUCUGGGUGCCUGGAGUGUCUCUUUAAAGAAAGAAACCUGCUUGGUCAGAGUAAUGGGUUUCCUAGCUAAGGAAUUCUCCAUCCUACUGGACAGCACUUUUCAUGCACUGCCCAAAUAUAUAUAUAUAUAUAUUUUUUUUAUUAUUAUUAUUAUUAUUAUUACAGGAAGACACAAUUGAUCCAGACAUACCUUUGGAAAAAUUGCAUGGCUUUCCCACAGUGUUGGAUCCAGCUCAACCGUAGUCAUUACUUAAAGGAACACUAUUUCUCAUUGACAUGGUCUGGUUGAAGUGUCACUGUCCCUUUAAUCCUACAAUGUAAAAUACAGUUUUAGAGAAACUGCAAUGUUGACAUUGCAGGGUUAUUAAUAUUGUUACAUAAUUAUGUGAUUUUAUUAAUUACAAAUAGAGGGACCUGUCUGACAACCCAGGCAGAAAGUCCAGAGAAUUUCAUCUACAAGCCUUAUAUUUAACCCUUUAACUUUCCAAAACACCAUAAAACAUGUACAUGGGGGUUACUUUUGGACUUGUGAGACUUCACUGAAUACAAAUGGUUUUUUUAAAAACAGUAAAACGUAAAGAUGAUAUAAUCAGUGAAAGUACAAUUUUUGUGUGGAAAAAUGCUAAAAAAUAAACAAACAAACCCAAAUAUGAACACUAACUAUGGCCAGGGUUUGUAAGUAAGUGGCUAUGAAAAAAAAUACUGGUCAUACCCCAUAUUGAAUAACCUUAGCGGUCUACUUUUGCAAAUGCUAUGCCACGAUGGAGUUAAUUUUAAUUCCUGGGUUGCCAUAAGGUCUAAAAGCCAACAUAGGCCCAGCAAACCAAUAUGGCAAAUUUCAAUGGGCAAAAAUUGAAAAGCCCGAUAUUUAACCCUGUGAUUUCCCAAAACCUUAUAAAACCUGUACAUGGGAUUAUUAUUGUACACAAAUUUGUGUGUUUCUUCUGAACAACAUGAGAUAUGAUAACGGAGGGUGCAGAGGUAAAUUAUGCAUCUCAAAUUCUAAGGUUUGUUUUAUUUAGAACCUGUACAAUUGUCUCCUUCCCAUUACUGGGAGUAUUUUUGCUGUGGAGCUCUGUUAUACACUCAGACACAUUACUGGGAGUAUUAUUGCUGUGGAGCUCUGUUAUACACUCAGACACAUUACUGGGAGUAUUAUUGCUGUGGAGCUCUGUUAUACACUCAGACACAUUACUGGGAGUAUUAUUGCUGUGGAGCUCUGUUAUACACUCAGACACAGUACUGAGAGUAUUAUUGCUUUGGAGCUCUGUGAUACACUCACAGUACUGAGAGUAUUAUUGCUUUGGAGCUCUGUUAUACACCCAGACACAUUACUGGGAGUAUUAUUGCUGUGGAGAUCUGUUAUACACUGAAACACAUUACUGAGAGUAUUAUUGCUUUGGAGCUCUGUUAUACACUCAGACACACUAGAAAGGGGGGACAGAGGGAUUUGGGAGCAAUAUUAUUAUCAUAUAGGGACUAUCCCUCUUAAAUAGGGCACUAGGCAGGUAUACAACAAAGCGUAAUAGCUAAUUAACAAUAGGGCAGGAACCCUAAAAAUGGAAAUCCCUCAGACCUUUUCAAAUACAGAGAAAAAAAAAUUACAGAAAAAGAAAUAAGGGCUGUGCCAAAUCUAAUAUUGGGAGAUUAAAAAAAGUCCAAAUAAACAAUAAAUAAUAGUGAAAAAGUCCAAAUGGACGGAUUGCACUCAGAUCAAACCUUGGGUAACGUGUUUAAUCAUAAAUAGUGUCCUCAGGGUCUUUUUCCACCAGGUAAAUCAAUUUAUAUGAAAGUAGAAGGGACCAAUAGUGCAGUAUGUACAAUCCAAUAUAUUCACCAAUAUGGGAAAGAUGGUAGUAAACUCACAUUUCUGAGAGCUCAAACUAGCUCUAGCGUGGAGGGCGUACAGUGGUAUAAUCCCCGCUUACGGGAUAUGCAGUAAGUUCUUUCCGUCAAGGGAAUGUCCAACAUUCAGGAGAGGGGUAAAAAGAAACAACUGAUCACUGUAUAAAAUAUCGGUGAUAAACAAAUAAAAUAAUACUCACAGGUGUCUAGAGCAGGUGAACCGCUCUCUGAUGUCAGCGUUGGUGGUAUGAUCCCCACCUGGUACAAAUUACCUGGUGAUAACAACAUUAUAAAAAGAUGAUUGUCACAAAUAAGUGACCAUAAACACUUUAUUUAGCUUUACAAUACACAGAAUGAGAUAUCCGUAAGGCAUUUCGGCUGAUAGGUGUUGUUGUCCCGGGUAUGUGCCGGCUGAUAGGUGUUGUUGUCCCGGUAUGUGCCGGCUGAUAGGUGUUGUUGUCCUGGGGUGUGGCCCAUGAAAGGGUUAAUUGCUGUUCUCUCUGCCUGGGGGCUAUCACGUGACCUCUGUCAGCCACCUGCUCCCGCUCACAUGGUGCCCGCUGCUGAUUGGCUGAGCUGGCUCAGGUAGUGUGCCAGCAGCACGUGCGCCCCGUGGUUGAUGUGACCUGUCUAUCAUAUGGCCAGCCGGCCCCGCCCCCCUCACCGUCAGCUCUCCGUCACCGCGGACCCCGCCCACAGUUUAGCUCACGGCCACGCCCAUGGUAACAGUGACCAGCGUGGAAACGCUCAGGUCCGGCCCCUUAGUUACCGUCACUCGCUGUGUGAGGCGCAGGCCCCGACCUCCCCGGGCCCGAGUCCGCGCAUGCGCAGUGUCCGGGCAGUAGGGGGCGUGCCGUAGAUUCCUGUCAGAGUGAGGAGACCGGAGCCUGGACCGGGGACACCGAGCUGCCCUCCCGCACCUCCCGCUGGCCCGAGCGGCCAUGCCCUCCGACUUCAUCUCCCUGCUCAGCGCCGACCUGGACCUGGACUCCCCGAAAUCCCUCUACUCCCGAGGUGAGGGGGCCGCGGGGGGCGGGGGAGGCAGGCUGCGGGGUUACAGCCAGGCUGCGGGGGGAGACCGGGGCCCAGGGCUGCGCACAGCGCUCACCGCAAAGGGUUCUGGGAGCUGGGGCUACCGCAGACAGUGCUCACCGCAAAGGGUUCUGGGAGCUGGGGCUACCGCAGACAGUGCUCACCGCAAAGGGUUCUGGGAGCUGGGGCUACCGCAGACAGUGCUCACUGCAAAGGGUUCUGGGAGCUGGGGCUACCGCAGACAGCGCUCACCGCAAAGGGUUCUGGGAGCUGGGGCUACCGCAGACAGUGCUCACCGCAAAGGGUUCUGGGAGCUGGGGCUACCGCAGACAGUGCUCACUGCAAAGGGUUCUGGGAGCUGGGGCUACCGCAGACAGCGCUCACCGCAAAGGGUUCUGGGAGCUGGGGCUAACGCAGACAGUGCUCAGCGCAAAGAGUUCUGGGAGAUGGUACCUGGGGCUAACGCAGACAGUGCUCAGCGCAAAGGGUUCUGGGAGAUGGUACCUGGGGCUAACGCAGACAGUGCUUACCGCAAAGGGUUCUGGGAGAUGGUACCUGGGGCUAACGCAGACAGUGCUCAGCGCAAAGAAUUCUGGGAGAUGGUACCUGGGGCUAACGCAGACAGUGCUCAGCGCAAAGGGUUCUGGGAGAUGGUACCUGGGGCUAACGCAGACAGUGCUCAGCGCAAAGAAUUCUGGGAGAUGGUACCUGGGGCUAACGCAGACAGUGCUCAGCGCAAAGGGUUCUGGGAGAUGGUACCUGGGGCUAACGCAGACAGUGCUCAGCGCAAAGGGUUCUGGGAGAUGGUACCUGGGGCUAACGCAGACAGCGCUCAGCGCAAAGGGUUCUGGGAGCUGGGGCUACCGCAGACAGUGCUUACCGCAAAGGGUUCUGGGAGAUGGUACCUGGGGCUAACGCAGACAGUGCUCAGCGCAAAGGGUUCUGGGAGAUGGUACCUGGGGCUAACGCAGACAGUGCUCAGCGCAAAGGGUUCUGGGAGAUGGUACCUGGGGCUAACGCAGACAGUGCUCAGCGCAAAGGGUUCUGGGAGAUGGUACCUGGGGCUAACGCAGACAGUGCUCAGCGCAAAGCAAAGGGUUCUGGGAGAUGGUACCUGGGCUAACGCAGACAGUGCUCAGCGCAAAGGAUUCUGGCAGAUGGUACCUGGGGCUAACGCAGACAGUGCUCAGCCCAGGGGUUCUGGGAGAUGGUACCUGGGGCUAACGCAGACAGUGCUCACCGCAAAGGGUUCUGGGAGAUGGUACCUGGGGCUAACGCAGACAGUGCUCAGCGCAAAGGAUUCUGGGAGAUGGUACCUGGGGCUAACGCAGACAGUGCUCAGCGCAAAGGGUUCUGGGAGAUGGUACCUGGGGCUAACGCAGACAGCGCUCAGCGCAAAGGGUUCUGGGAGCUGGGGCUACCGCAGACAGUGCUUACCGCAAAGGGUUCUGGGAGCUGGGGCUACCGCAGACAGUGCUCAGCGCAAAGGGUUCUGGGAGAUGGUACCUGGGGCUAACGCAGACAGUGCUCAACGCAAAGGGUUCUGGGAAAUGGUACCUAGAGCUGACGCAGACAGUGCUCAACGCAAAGGGUUCUGGGAGAUGGUACCUGGGGCUAACGCAGACAGUGCUCAGCGCAAAGGAUUCUGGGAGAUGGUACCUAGGGCUAACGCAGACAGUGCUCAGCGCAAAGGGUUCUGGGAGAUGGUACCUAGGGCUAACGCAGACAGUGCUUACCGCAAAGGAUUCUGGGAGCCGGGGCUCCUGCAGACAGUGGUUGCCGCAAAGGAUUCUGGGAGCUGGUUGCUGGGGCUCCUGCAGACAGUGGUUGCCGCAAAGGGUUCUGGGAGCUGGUUGCUGGGGCUCCUGCAGACAGUGGUUGCCGCAAAGGGUUCUGGGAGCUGGUUGCUGGGGCUCCUGCAGACAGUGGUUGCCGCAAAGGGUUCUGGGAGCUGGUUGCUGGGGCUCCUGCAGACAUUGGUUGCCGCAAAGGGUUCCGGGAGCUGGUUGUUGGGAUCCUGCAGACAGUGGUUGCCGCAAAGGGUUCUGGGAGCUGGUUGCUGAGGCUCCUGCAGACAGUGGUUGCCGCAAAGGGUUCUGGGAGCUGGUUGCUGGGGCUCCCGCAGUGGUUGCCGCGGAGGAUUCUGGGAGCUGGUUGCUGGGGCUCCUGCAGACAGUGGUUGCCGCGGAGGAUUCUGGGAGCUGGGGCUCCUGUAGACAGUGGUUGCCGCGGAGGAUUCUGGGAGCUGGUUGCUGGGGCUCCUGCAGACAGUGGUGUCUGCGGAGGAUUCUAGGAGCUGGGGCUCCUGCAGACAGUGGUUGCCGCGGAGGAUUCUGGGAGCUGGUUGCUGGGGAUCUUAUAGUGGAUGCCAUGCAGGACGCUGGGACUUGGCUUGGAUUGCCAAUGUCUGCUCACACAUUGUCCCAAGAGCUUGCAAUCUAGCCUGCUAUUGAUAUCUGGGCAAUGUAAAGGCCAUUGGCAGUAUGUCCUGGCACUGGGCAUGCUCAGGGUGUUGUAGGAAGAUGAGAAGCUCUUUUCCUGUUAGUGACAGGUCCUGGUAAUAAUAUGACUUUGAAUGUUUACAUCUCAUUACUGCGAGAUUCUAUUUACAGGUGACAGAUGUUUUUUGUUUUCUAAAGAUUCAAACGUGUUGUUAUCCAUUAUUUGCACUGUAUAUGCAUCUUUUGUAGUGGGAAAACACUCAGAUUCUUUACUGGCACAGUUGCUUCAGCUGUGCGGUAGAUAGUAGGUACAAGAGCUGUGACAUUUGCUUCGCUGAGAUCAGGAGCUAUGGAUUCAAACACGGAUGGAUGCCAGAGCAGUUGGGUGCCUUCACUGGGUUUGAGCAUGUGAGUUUUCAGGUUCUAUCGUGGGGAAAAGGAGCUGUGGGAUUAUGUCUGUGUGCAGAAGCUGUAGGUCUUGAUGAUUAUUAUUAUUAUUAUUAUUAUUAUUAUUACAAUUUAUAAAGCACAAUGGGUGCACUUACAGACACGUAUUUGUAACCAGACAUGUCGGAGAUCCAUGCUCAAUUAGCUUACAUGCUAUAGAGUAUAAGGUAUAGUGACACAAAGUGUAGGGUAGAAACUAGAAAGUAGGUUGCUUGGGCACUGUAGCUGUUAGGAUUCAUUGCUAAGCAUGGGCGCUGGAGCGGUGGGUCUUCAUGGUGGGGCACAGGCACUGGAGCUGUGGGGAUUGGCAAUAUGCAUGCGUUAUGUCAUCUACUGAGGGCACGUAUGGGUCUUCGUACUACUUGUACCCACAUAAGAGUUUCUUUUUGAUUGAAGAUGUGCAUUGUACACACAAAUCCUGAAACCUUGGUAUUUUGUGUACUUGAUGGAAGAUGUUUUCGUCUUGCUUAUAAUGUGUGUACUAUAUAGCAUGUAUACAUCGUCUUCAAGCUGAAGUUUAGAACUAGACAAUUAGUAUAGUCAUGGGCAAACACACACAUAAUGCCAAGUAGCAAUGGAAUUUGUAUACUUGUUAGAUUGCAAGCUCUUCGAACUAAAUGUUUGCACACAGAUUCUGCUUUCUGUAUUGACUGAGUACCACUGGGAAUGUAAUCCACAAACAUAUCCUUAGCUGAUAAUUGCCAUCACUGCUGUAGAGGGUCAUUGGUAAAACUUGUUUCCUUUUUUUGAAAAGUAGUGUUGGCACUGUGAGAAGUAUUUACUAGAGGCAAUCUAUCACCUUUUAAUAUUUCUUGUUUAAAAUUCUUAAUUUCCGGUUUCCUUGAAGUUGACCAUUACCCUGGUUUCAUACCCCUAGCCAGUACCCAUUUGUUGAUUUCCCCUAAGGGUUGCAGAUGGUUUUCUUAUUUGAUCUAAAAGGUGCAUUUUCCUGCUGAAGCUGGUGAUAAGCUCCCCCCCCCCCAUUUUAUACCAGUGCAUUUUUCAAACUGGUUUCUUUAAAUAUGCCAAACUGGUGUUUCAGGUGGGGGGGUGAGGGGGGGGAGCAAUUCUUGUAUACGCCUGCAUAUCUGUUUCCAUGCAACCUACCCCACGUUUUCAAGGUCAUUUCCUCUGGCUGUCCUUGCUUUGUUUGAGGAGGAGUUAUGUUGGUGACAGUUUUUAAGAAAGUCUUGGAAGCUUAACAAGCAGCAAGUCUUGUUGCCCUUUAACUCUUUGGGUACCAGCAGGCUCUUACAAUUAUUUUCCUGUCCAGUCAAGAUUCUGUUUAUGCCAGCCUACAGCUUGGUAUACUAGGGCUUGUCACUGAAGAGGUUGGGGAAUUCUCAAAUGUACCCAGUGAUUGCACACAACAGAAGGGAUAUUGUCCUUUUGUUUUGUUAGGUCCAUGUCAAGACAUCUUAAUGUGUUGUAAUUUGAAUCAGUGACCAGGUCCAGUGGUUUCCCUGCUAAGUGACAGAAUUUGAUUGUUGAAAUGAAUGCCAACUUCUAGAAUCUAUUUGGCAGGUUAGCUGAUGUGGAUGCCAAGUCAAGGUUCAGAGUUAUUUUUGGGCACACUGUGUAUACUGGACCUAUCAACCUCGUCCAAAGAAAUCAUUUUAUCGGCUCGCAUGUGAUUUUAAGCUGCUAUUUUAAUGUCAAACAGCUCAGGCCAAACUGUAUUAGUAUUUGCAAGAUAUUAAUCCAGUCACAGGCUUCCCUGCUAGCUCACAAACCCAUUAUAAGCUGGUCUGACGUAGGUUUAAACUCCAAAGUCUCUUAGCAGCCUUUAAAAAUGCAGUCUCCAGCAUAGAGGCUAUUACUGAAUAUUCAAUCUCCGUGCUUCAUUUGCUCAUCGUCACUACCACCUUUUAAAGGCACCACAAUCUAAACGGCUUUCACAUUUAAAUGUGAUUAUAAUGCGGUUUAUUCUACAAACACAGGAUAAACAAGAGUUGAAAAACAUGGCCAGAACAAAAAAGCUGGGACUACAGCAGAGAAUUGUUCUCCAAAAUGCACUUUUUGUCUAAACCUUGGAAUUUGGUAUUCAAUACUAUUCAUUGUUUAAUGAACUUCAAGCCAGUUUACAGGUGAAAAAAGACAAUGACAGAGUUGUGCCAUACACCAAUUUAUUCUCUGUUUUAAUUUAUUUCCCAAAUCUUGUUCCGCCUGAUGUUGUAUUGUCUGUAAUAUCUAAUAUGCACUUGCCACAACAAUAAUUUCAUCUAUAUUAAAUGGAAUAUGUGGUUGUUUCCCCAUACAUCUUUCACUGUCUGCUCACGCCUUCCUUUUCUAGAGACACUCUACUGGUUUCCGAUCUGCCAGUAGUAUGUUUUUAAAAUAUCUCCACUCACCAUUACUCGUCCUCAGAGUGCCCCUUCCUAGUUCAUUCUCCCUAUUAUCCCCUUACUACUGGAACGUAUCAAAUCAGUCACCUCCUUUGCAACAUCCGCGGUCUGCUGUCGAGGUGGCAAUUCAGAAAACUUCCUUGACUCUCACUGUGCAAAAAAUGAAUUUAAAAAAUAACAAAAUUUUUCCCUGUAUACUUGCUUCCAUUUUACCAUCAUAUUUUUUUAAUGCUCUGUCAAGUCUUGUUAAUUUUCAUUGAUUUGUGCAUACAACACCUUAAAAUCUUUUCGAUUGUAAGCUUGCGGGCAGGGCCAUUUACCUUUUGUGUUGGUCUGUUUAUAUUGUAUUGUUUUCCCAAUUGUACUGCGCUGCGGAAUAUGUUGGCACUUUAUAAAUGCCAGUAAUAAAUAAAGUGGCUAUAGUAAUCCAGACCACACGUCUCGAUUAAGUGGUCUAGGUGCAGUGCUCCUGUCUGUUUAAACAUUGGUGUUUUGCAGCAACAGCAGUAUUUUCAUUGCAUGGUUAGCACACCUCUAGAGACGGUCUUCCAUGCUCCUUCCUUCAUUCAUUCUUCUAGAAAAGCAUUGAUCCCAGUGCUGCUCUGAGAAGCAUUGAUUUAAUAUCCAAUGUCCUUAUAAAAUGAUUGAAUGUAACAGCCACUAGAUGUGUGUUUAGCCCUGUAGUGUAAACAUGGCAGUGAGUUCAAAAUGGUCGAUUGUUUUUACAUUAUGGGAUCAAAAUGCCAGGGGCAGUGCACACAGACCACUUCGUUGAGGUGAAGUAGUCUGGGUGCCUAUGCUGGCAUUCCCAUAGCAAGAGAAACUUUUAUGUUAAACUAUGUGCUGUAGUUUUUUGUGAUCUGUGUGAUGUGCAGAUAGUAAGAGAUUUUAAAAUGUUCCAUUUUUAAUUAAGAAAGGUAUUUCCAUUAGACAGUGAUAUGUCCAUAUUUUGUUUUUUAAUGUGGGAUGGGAUGAGUGCCUCUAUAUGGUAACUAUUUCCUAGUAGUCACAUAUUUUUAGUAAAGUUGAUGUAAACAGCCAAGCUCUACUAGCAGUAAUAAUGUAGGUGAAGUGUCAUGAUGUACCUUGUUCUAUUCCCUUGUCUUCUGUGAUCUCAUAAAGAUUUGGGUGGUAUUUUUGUGUUUCUUAGUAACUCCUUUUUAUUCUGUAGAUCUGAACUUUUGAAAUUGUAUAUCACCUUGUCGUCCCCCCCACCCCUCUCAAAGUAAUUAAAGUGACUUAGAAGCUUAGCCAGUGAGGAAUUCUUAGCUACCAAGGGAGAUCAGACCUUUGUGGUAUUUGUGUGGGCACUGUGAGCCCCUUAGGGACCAGGAGAUAAGCAGAUCUGUUUGUAUUAUGUGUGCUGCAUUUCAUUGAUCAGUAAGCGUUAAUCUAUUAAAUAUGUCUGCAUGAUGCUACAUUCCCAUUGCUUUGUGGACUUAGUGUAUUUUCUUGUUUAUAUUUGAAAUGGUCACUACAAGUGCAACUGGGAAAUAGUCUUUUUGUGUCAGUAUGAACCUGCUGGUAAGUAUUUUAAUGAGAUUGAGAUGCAUGUGGACUUUAGCAAAACAGGAAUGCUUCUCACGUGAGAAGCAGAAUCUUCUUCUUAUCUGUCACAGAUGAGGAAAUCUAUGCCGCCCAUGUUUGUAUGUUUCUAUCUAUAUUCACGACAUAAUAUAGUGGAUUAUGCAAAAGUGGAAUUGUAUCACUUAUUAUUUUUAUUUAUUUAUUUAUUUAUUUUUUUACAUCUGUUUAACAGCCAGUAAGCACUUGAGGUUGGCAGAAAAUAAGCUGUUUAACACCACUUUGGUUUUUUAACUGUUAGAGAUGAAUGCUUUCUGUCUAGGCUGGCUUUAGCUCUUUUAAUUUAAGAUGGACAGGUUAAAAAAAGUUUAGCACAGGGUAUAGGUUUUUAAAAUGCUGCACAGCGUGGUGCAAGUAACACUGUCAUUAUAAGAUAUGUACAGUGGUUAUAGUUGCCAUUGUUAAUGAGGUUGAUUAUUUGUGAUUAUGUGAAAUGACUGCUCCCGGGCUUGGAUUUAAUUUUCAAACUGGAAUAGACAUAUCUGUUACCAUGCACAGGUAUGGUUUUAGCACACAAGGUUAUGUGAAUUGUGUCUAUUGCAGCUAAGCAGACUCCAGGAUUUAGGAGCUGUGUGUUUGUAGCCAUGGGCUAAUCCUCAAUCUUUCCAACUGGCCCUUGUAGUUUGUCACAUCAGACCUAUUGUUGUUUUCAAGUAUACCUGGGAGAAAAUAUUGAAACUGUUAGUUCGUUAAUGUUAGUAUUGUUUAUUAUUUAAAUACCCCCCACAUACACAGACAUCAGAUAUGCAGGACUCAAUGGUUAUUUAUAUUAAGCCAUUAAACCAAUUGCUGAUUGUGGAACUAUCAGCUGGCACUUUUAUAUGGUGGUUGAUCCAAUUGUAGACCAGCAAUCAGCAAGAUUCCAUUGGUUUCCAUGGUGAUUGUUUCAGCUGUAGAGCAAUCAGCGGGAACAUUUAAUUGGUUUCCAUGGUGAUUGUAUCAGCUGUAGAGCAAUCAGCAGGAACAUUCCAUUGGUUUCCAUGGUGAUUGUUUCAGCUGUAGAGGAAUCAGCGGGAACAUUCCAUUGGUUCCCAUGGUGAUUGUAUCAGCUGUAGAGUAAUCAGGAACAUUCCAUUGGUUCCCAUGGUAAUUUUAUCAGCUGUAGAGCAAUCAGCGGGAACAUUCCAUUGGUUUCCAUGGUGAUUGUUUCAGCUGUAGAGCAAUCAGCAGGAACAUUUCAUUGGUUUCCAUGGUGAUUGUAUCAGCUGUGGAGCAAUCAGCAGGAACAUUCCAUUGGUUCCCAUGGUGAUUGUAUCAGCUGUAGAGCAAUCAGCGGGAACAUUUCAUUUGUUUCCAUGGUGAUUGUAUCAGCUGUAGAGCAAUCAGCGGGAACAUUCCAUUUGUUUCCAUGGUGAUUGUAUUAGCUGUAGAGCAAUCAGCGGGAACAUUCCAUUGGUUUCCAUGGUGAUUGUAUCAGCUGUAGAGCAAUCAGCAGGAACAUUCCAUUGGUUUCCAUGGUGAUUGUAUCAGCUGUAGAGCAAUCAGCGGGAACAUUCCAUUGGUUCCCAUGGUGAUUGUAUCAGCUGUAGAUCAAUCAGCAGGAACAUUCCAUUGGUUCCCAUGGUGAUUGUAUUAGCCGUAGAGCAAUCAGCAGGAACUUUCUAUUGGUUUCCUUGGUGAUUGUUCGUACUGAUUGCUUUAGUAGUGAAUCAUCCUACUGGUUUCCUUUGGUCAUUGCGACAGUGUAAGAAUUUUACAUCUGAAUUGUUCUUUGUAAAUAACCUUCAUUAUUUAAUUUUUGCACCUAUUAUUCUCAUUUGUAAACAAGUUGUUUUUGCUACCACUUUAUGGUGCAUCCCUUUUUUCUACCAGGUUAGUGGGGUUUGUUCAUUUAUAUUCCUGCUCUUUUGACCCGCUGGAUUAAUGUGUAGUUAUCAUGACCUCAGCCAAAGCAAAGUAUACAUUUAUAUACGAAGCUAAAAAGCCACAAUAAGUAGUUUGAAUUGUCAGUCUAAGCUCAAAGACAACUUUGUCAGUCUGUCUUUCUGUUGUGUAUGGACGCGUGUAUAUAUCAGAAUUUGUUUUUUGAUCAAUUCUAUCUUCUUACUGUCUAGUAUUCUGGUGUGGCUGUAUUUAGCAGUGAGUAAGCAUGUUAUUUGGGGAAGUUAAAUGAGCUGUUUUAGUUGGUUGAUUUCGGUAGGGAGUGCAUCAUUGAAAUGCUCUGUAGGGAUUAUGAAGGCCCCCAUUCACAUCUAAAGCAGAGCUUUCUCUAAGCUUGAUACUGGCUGUGUUCCACCAGCACAAGUUUACUUAAGUUUCAACUCAGAAAAUACUGUUCUUUUGUACGAAAAUUGCCUGUUUGAGCGAUUUAAGGUUUCUGUACCGGCAUCAUAGUCAUUGGCCUUGUGCUGCCUGCUAUAUUGCUUGUAUAUAUUAUGGGGCAUUUAAUUCUGUAACUGUUUGAGGUUCUUUAUUAUUUCUGUGAAUUGGCAACAGUACAUUAUUGGAUUGCAAAGUGUGUGAGAUGUAGAACACAUGUAGGUUAAAAACACUAUUUGACAAAUCAAUUUUUACAAACUGCCCAUACUGACAUUGCUUAGCUUAUUAAAAUUAAAAUAUUAUGUUCGCUUGUUUUAGAACCCCUGAUUGUUAAGUUUUUGUUACAAUCUUCAUGUGACAUCCUAACUUGAUUGUAACAUAGUAUUUGGUCACAAAGGGUCUGCACUUUCUGUUUCUCAUUGUGUUUUAGCCACUUGUACUGCUUUUUACUCCGCAAUAUAAUCCAACACAAAUGUAUCUGUGUGUAUGCUGGUUAAGGAAGCCAGUUUGAAGGAUUAUUACACCAUUUAUUUCCCCCCUUCUAAAGCUGGCUGAAAAACAUGGCUGACACCAUCCCUUGAUUUUUAUUUAUUUUUUUAAAUAUGACACUAGUUUCUAAAUUACAAAAUCCAACAACUUUUCCUGUCUUUAAACGUAUUAUCGAUAAUUUAGCUUCACUGAUUCAGGUUCAUGUAGGUAUUCCAUGUAUUGGGGAGUAGUAAGAAGUGCUAGUAUUGCAGGUAGGGAUAAAUAUCCUAAUGAGAUGGCCAGGGGAUCCCAUGUUAGUCUGUAGUAUUGCAGGUAGGGAUAUAUAUCCUAAUGAGACAGCCAGGGGACCCCAUGUUAGUCUGUAGUAUUGCAGGUAGGGAUAUAUAUCCUAAUGAGAUGGACAGGGGAUCCCAUGUUGGUCUGUAGUAUUGCAGGUAGGGAUAUAUAUCCUAAUGAGACGGCCAGGGGAUCUCCUGUUAGUCUGUAGUAUUGCAGGUAGGGAUAUAUAUCCUAAUGAGAUGGCCAGGGGAUCCCAUGUUAGUCUCUAGUAUUGCAGUUAGGGAUAUAUAUCCUAAUGACACGGACAGGGGACCCCAUGUUAGUCUCUAGUAUUGCAGGUAGGGAUAUGUAUCCUAAUGAGACGGCCAGGGGACCCCAUGUUAGUCUGUAGUAUUGCAGGUACGGAUAUAUAUCCUAAUGACACGGCUAGGGGAUCCCAUGUUAGUCUCUAGUAUUGCAGUUAGGGAUAAAUAUCAUAAUGAGAUGGACAGGUGAUCCCAUGUUAGUAUGUAGUAUUGCAGGUAGGGAUAUAUAUCCUAAUGAGAUGGACAGGUGAUCCCAUGUUAGUAUGUAGUAUUGGAGGUAGGGAUAUAAAUCCUAAUGAUAUGGACAGGUGAUCCCAUGUUAGUAUGUAGUAUUGGAGGUAGGGAUAUAUAUCCUAAUGAGAUGGACAGGUGAUCCCAUGUUAGUAUGUAGUAUUGCAGGUAGGGAUAUAUAUCCUAAUGAGAUGGGCAGGUGAUCCCAUGUUAGUAUGUAGUAUUGGAGGUAGGGAUAUGUAUCCUGAGAUGGACAGGUGAUCCCAUGUUAGUCUCUAGUAUUGCAGGUAGGGAUAAAUAUCCUAAUGAGAUGGACAGGUGAUCCCAUGUUAGUCUGUAGUAUUGCAGGUAGGGAUAUAUAUCCUAAUGAGAUGGACAGGUGAUCCCAUGUUAGUAUGUAGUAUUGGAGGUAAGGAUGUAUAUCCUAAUGAGAUGGACAGGUGAUCCCAUGUUAGUCUGUAGUAUUGCAGGUAGGGAUAUAUAUCCUAAUGAGAUGGGCAGGUGAUCCCAUGUUAGUAUGUAGUAUUGGAGGUAGGGAUAUAUAUCCUAAUGAGAUGGACAGGUGAUCCCAUGUUAGUAUGUAGUAUUGGAGGUAGGGAUAUAUAUCCUAAUGAGAUGGGCAGGUGAUCCCAUGUUAGUAUGUAGUAUUGGAGGUAGGGAUAUAUAUCCUAAUGAGAUGGGCAGGUGAUCCCAUGUUAGUCUGUAGUAUUGGAGGUAGGGAUAUGUAUCCUGAGAUGGACAGGGGACCCCAUGUUAGUCUCUAGUAUUGCAGGUAGGGAUAUGUAUCCUAAUGAGACGGCCAGGGGACCCCAUGUUAGUCUGUAGUAUUGCAGGUACGGAUAUAUAUCCUAAUGACACGGCUAGGGGAUCCCAUGUUAGUCUCUAGUAUUGCAGUUAGGGAUAAAUAUCAUAAUGAGAUGGACAGGUGAUCCCAUGUUAGUAUGUAGUAUUGCAGGUAGGGAUAUAUAUCCUAAUGAGAUGGACAGGUGAUCCCAUGUUAGUAUGUAGUAUUGGAGGUAGGGAUAUAAAUCCUAAUGAUAUGGACAGGUGAUCCCAUGUUAGUAUGUAGUAUUGGAGGUAGGGAUAUAUAUCCUAAUGAGAUGGACAGGUGAUCCCAUGUUAGUAUGUAGUAUUGCAGGUAGGGAUAUAUAUCCUAAUGAGAUGGGCAGGUGAUCCCAUGUUAGUAUGUAGUAUUGGAGGUAGGGAUAUGUAUCCUGAGAUGGACAGGUGAUCCCAUGUUAGUCUCUAGUAUUGCAGGUAGGGAUAAAUAUCCUAAUGAGAUGGACAGGUGAUCCCAUGUUAGUCUGUAGUAUUGCAGGUAGGGAUAUAUAUCCUAAUGAGAUGGACAGGUGAUCCCAUGUUAGUAUGUAGUAUUGGAGGUAAGGAUGUAUAUCCUAAUGAGAUGGACAGGUGAUCCCAUGUUAGUCUGUAGUAUUGCAGGUAGGGAUAUAUAUCCUAAUGAGAUGGGCAGGUGAUCCCAUGUUAGUAUGUAGUAUUGGAGGUAGGGAUAUAUAUCCUAAUGAGAUGGACAGGUGAUCCCAUGUUAGUAUGUAGUAUUGGAGGUAGGGAUAUAUAUCCUAAUGAGAUGGGCAGGUGAUCCCAUGUUAGUAUGUAGUAUUGGAGGUAGGGAUAUAUAUCCUAAUGAGAUGGGCAGGUGAUCCCAUGUUAGUCUGUAGUAUUGCAGGUAGGGAUAUAUAUCCUAAUGAGAUGGGCAGGUGAUCCCAUGUUAGUAUGUAGUAUUGCAGGUAGGGAUAUAUAUCCUAAUGAGACGGCCAGGGGAUCCCAUGUUAGUCUCUAGUAUUGCAGUUAGGGAUAAAUAUCAUAAUGAGAUGGCCAGGGGAUUCCAUGUUAGUCUGUAGUAUUGCAGGUAGGGAUAUAUAUCCGAAUGAGACGGCCAGGGGAUCCCAUGUUAGUAUGUAGUAUUGCAGGUAGGGAUAUAUAUCCUAAUGAGACGGCCAGGGGAUCCCAUGUUAGUUUCUAGUAUUGCAGUUAGGGAUAAAUAUCAUAAUGAGAUGGCCAGGGGAUUCCAUAUUAGUCUGUAGUAUUGCAGGUAGGGAUAUAUAUCCUAAUGAGACGGCCAGGGGAUCCCAUGUUAGUCUGUAGUAUUGCAGGUAGGGAUAUAUAUCCUAAUGAGAUGGACAGGUGAUCCCAUGUUAGUAUGUAGUAUUGCAGGUAGGGAUAUAUAUCCUAAUGAGAUGGACAGGUGAUCCCAUGUUAGUAUGUAGUAUUGGAGGUAGGGAUAUAUAUCCUAAUGAGACGGCCAGGGGACCGCAUGUUAGUCUGUAGUAUUGCAGGUAGGGAUAUAUAUCAUAAUAAGAUGGCCAGGGGAUCCCAUGUUAGUCUCUAGUAUUGUAGGUAGGGAUAUAUAUCCUAAUGAGAUGGCCAGGUGAUCCCAUGUUAGUCUGUAGUAUUGCAUGUAGGGAUAUAUAUCCUAAUGAGAUGGCCAGGUGAUCCCAUGUUAGUCUGUAGUAUUGCAUGUAGGGAUAUAUAUCCUAAUGAGAUGGCCAGGUGAUCCCAUGUUAGUCUGUAGUAUUACAGGUAAUGAUGUGUGUCAUGAUGAGACGGCCAGGUAAUCCCAUGUUAGUCUGUAGUAUUGCAGGUAGUGAUGUGUAUCAUGAUAAGACGGUCAGGUGAUCCCAUGUUAGUCUAUAGUAUUGCAGGUAGGGUAUAAAUAUAGAUAUCAUAACAAGACGGCCAGGAUAUUCCAUGUUAACCUGUAAUAUUGCCAGUACAGAGAUAUAUCCUAACGAGACGGACAGGUGAUCCCACGUUGGUCUGUAAUAUUGCAGGUAGGGAUAUAUAUCAUAAUGAGACGCUCAGGUGAUCCCAUGUUCGCCUUCUGUUGGAGCGUCUAGGUUUAGAAGGAGCCAUGUUGAAGUAGAAAUGAAUGUUAGGAGCCGAUAUAUCAUCUGUCCGUAGACACUUUAAAACCUUUUUUUGACUAUUUUAAUUCAUUUUCAAAGGAAAAGGGGUGAGGGUACAGAAGAAGAAAAGAAAGGCUACAGAAAGAAGAAGGGGAAUAAACAAGUACCAGCAGUUGUACAAUCACAUUUAAUGUUCAAUCGUACUGUGAUGCAUGUGCACCAUCUUUAGACACGAUAUAUUAAGUUGUACUGUAGUGGGGGAGCGGGCAGACGUACACUCCUUCUAGAUAGCAUUGCACCGUUUCUGUAAUAAAGCAUUUCCUACUCUACUCAUUGCCUCCCACGGGUGUUCAGUCCUAGACUCCAGAACACAGCCCUCAUACUGAAUUUGUAUCCCGUUCUGGUGCUCCCAUAACAAGUGGAUCUCUCCCUGACAGUUGGACAAGUGUCUAGAUCUACAUUAUUGAUCAGGGUGCACCCAUCUCCACUUAUCCCAUGCCGCCAGUGCCAUGUGUGUGAGGUGGCAGACAUUACUAAAGCAGUGUUCAUAUAUGUGUUGUUUAUCUAAUUCCCCUAAUAGAGGGGUUAUUGAUGGUGGGUAUGAGGACUUCCAGGCCCUGGCUAUCAACCGUUGUGCUGUGAGCAACACGUGAUGGAUCAGUUUUUGGUUAUAUUUAGGCACGCCAACCAGAAUGUGCAGCAACAGAUAAGUAAGUGGGUGAAAAGGCAGCGAAAAAUCUCUGAUCUCUAUCAAGAGGGCAUGGACCGAUUCCCAAAACUUUACAGUUAUUGGACACUGCCAUCAAAUGUGUAAUACUGUACUGUUCUCUCGUUUACAUCUCCAACACAGCAGCGAGCUAUUAGGGAAUACUAUUGUGUAUCUGCCCUGGUGCCAUGUACCACCUGUACACCAUUUUCCGCUGUUGCUCCAUAAGGGUAGUGGAUUUAACAUGCUUUUUGGAGGAAUUAAAGAUGGUUUCCCAUUGUAGUUUAGUGACCACACAGUCUAAGUUGAUAGCCAGUCAUAUGGUAGUCUUGAAGUCAGGGAACGGCAAGAACUCUAGUAGCAGUUUGUAGCACAUGGAAAUAGCUUUGCAAAGGGAUUUCAAUCUCCUAUUAAUAUUAAUUUAAUUAAUGUGCUUUAAAAAUUAACGCACUUGCAUGUAGGAAAAGUGGGUGGUCUCUGGGAGAUCGUAUGUAGCUUGGAGUGCAGAGAAGGUUAGGAUAUGUUUCUGGGAAUAGAAUUGGUAGAGGUGAGGAACUACCCUCUCAUGCCACGGCUUUGCAUGGAAGGUAGGGAUGCAAUACGGAAGGGCCAAUGUAGGGGUUGCUAAAGACACUAGGCCGGAUUUGCUCAAUAUGGAUCUGUGUCUAUCCUAUACCUGCAUAGUGAGUUUUACUUGUGAAGGUGUGUCUUGAAGGGGUGGUCAAAGCUAACGAGGCAACGACCGAUUUUACUAGGAAGGUCAAGUUGAACUAAUGCUCUCUCCAAGACUACCCACUGAGGCGGAGGUUGAUCUGGAAAAUACGGUAAGGCCAAGGCCAGGAUCAUUGCAUAAUAGUAUGUUUUUACCUGGGGAACCGCUAACACCCCUUCAUGAAGUGGGGCGUUCAGAAGUUUCAUUGCUACUCUGGGACUGCCCCCCACCCAAAUAAAUUUUGUCAUGUUCGCUUGAAUGUUUUUAAAGUAGGAGUGUGGGGAGGACAGUGGAAGAGUGCGGAAAACAUUGUAGUAACGGAAGUAUUGACAUUUUGAGAGCUACUAUCCGCUCGCUCGGAAACAUUGUCUUCCACUGAGCAAGAGUUUUUUGCAGUCAUUCCAGACUUUAAUAUAGUUCCCUUAGCAGAGGUCGGAAACCUUUUUUGUUAACCUCAAUCCCAGGUAUUUUAUACUAUCUCUCCUCCAUUCAAAUAGUUAUUUUUGUCUGAGCCCUUCCAUGUCUAGUGCGGGAAUCCCUAAUCCUAGUGCCUGGGUUUUAGAGGUGUUUAGGGAGUAAUAGGACUGAUGGCCGUAGUCCUGUAUUAAAGUCAUAAGAGAAAUGACCCCCGGCUGGUUCCCCGGAGGUGCUCCAGAAUCAGUGAAAGUUUUUUUGGUGUUGUCCAAUCCUUGCCUCCCCAGAACAAAUCCUGUUUGGUCAUCCGCAAUGAGGGAUGGUAGUAUGGUGCCAGGUCUGUUGGCCAAGAUUUUUGCGUAUAGUUUGGCAUCUGAAUUGAGUAGGGAGAUGGGGCGAUAGUUUUUUUUUUUUUUUUUGCACUCAUCUGGGGACUUGUCUGGUUUCGGUAUGGUGACAAUAGUAGCAAGCAACAUUUCCAGCGGGAGGGUUCCUGUAGCCGUGGCUGUAUGAAAAACCUUUAGCAGGUGGGGAGCUAAAACCGCUGCGUACCUCUUGUAAUAAGAGUUGGGCAGGCCGUCUGCCCCUGGUGAUUUUCCUGAGGGGUAGCCCUUUGAUCGCGGCGAUGAUUUCCCCACGAGAGAUCGGUUAUCUCAAUCCCUCCGCCUAAGUUAUGGUAAGCUGGGGAGACAGAUUUUCGCCAGAUAGUUGAAGAUCGACCUCUCCGUAGGAUUAGACACCCUAUCAUCAUGUUUGAGAUUAUAACAUUUCGAGUAGAAAUUUGCAAAUUCGUGGCAUAUGUCACUGGGGUUUAGUUUUUUAUGGCAGUCUUCCCCUGUGAGGUGGGCAAUCUUUGUGUACAUGUACUUUGUUGUGAUAUACAUUUGCCUGUAGUUUAUACAGGAAAAAUUUGGUCUUUUCAGAAUUCAACUCUGUCAACCAGGCAUACAGUUCUUUCAAAUUUCUAGCUAACUCCACAGUAGGGUGGGCUUUAUUAAGGUUGGAAGUCACGGCUAUGUGUUUAUGGCAGUCUAACAGGCUCAAUUGGCCCCCAAGGGGCCUAAUAAUUAUCCAUGUCACAGAAUUAGGUAUGGUAUUUAUAUGCUGUGGUGCCUCUUUUUUUUUUUUUUUAUUAUUCUAGUUUAUUUUUUUGUAUUUCAGUUAUUGAAAAAAAAAUGUAUAUGUAUUUUUUUAAAUGUAUUUUUUGUGUUUUAUUCUUUUUAUAGGAAAUAACAGUUUGUAGGUUAGUCCCCCUCUUGUUUCCCGUUAACUUUGAGGUAAUGGGCAUAUCCUGCAACACAUGACAACCCAUCCACAUCCCCCCAGUGCCCCAGACCCACCAUUAACUACCCUACCUACCUAUCCCUAUGGCCACAAGGCGGGCAUAUAACUCUGCACACUAAACCCGAUUUAACAUAUUAUAAGAAACAGAAAAAACAUAUGAAGGAUACUCAAGUGUGGGUAGUAGCUCUGUCGGAAGCCCUUAAGCCCGUUCUCCAGUCAGUCUUAGACGUUAGGUAGCAGUCCACUCUGGGGACAUCCUAGGGACCUGAGAGGGCUUCGCCUGUGCAGCUUUUGGUACUGGUAGGCCCCAUUCUUUCAGCCUUUUUAUGCCCACCACCACUGUUGGCACCGCAUGAAGGCUGUCACGGUGGUACACUAGUAGCUUCGCUGGGUACCUCCAGCGGUAGUUGACAUUCUGUGCUCUGAGGAUUGUCGUAAUGGGUGAAAUACUCUUCCGGAAGAGGAGUGUUGCGGCUGAGAGCUCCGCGAAGACUUUGUUGUCCUUAUACAGUUCCGGCAUAUCAGGGUUCCUGAUAUGAGCCAUCUUUAGGAGGGCUCCGGCCUUUCCUGCGCCUUCUGGGUAGAAGGUCUAGUUAGAAAGAAGGAGGCUCGUUCCGUCUUAGUUGCCUUGUUCUUUUGCCUCUGAGACAUGGUGUAGUUGGGAACUCACUGCUUGAGUCUGUUAUUGCUCAGUAGACCGCUUAUUGUUGGCUCCUAGGCACCUGAAUUUCGGGAGCUUCACAAACGUGUGUCCAUGCAGUUCAGGCUCCAAGCCACGCCCCCUGUAGACACUUGUAACUGUUUGGAUCAUUAUAAAUAACUUAUUGCCCAUUGGAGGAAUAUCACAAUUUACCAUUUUAUAUGUGGAGAUGACAGUCCAAAGCAUUUUACUUCAUGCCAGUUUCCCUAAAUCGAUGAUUAACAGAUAGUGUUCUUUUCCUCUUAUUGGCAUGCUAAACAUGUAUACCAAUACUGAUAGAAAGUAGCUGCUUUUAGCUUUAGAUCUGAGCAGCCUAAUCCCAGGUCUGCUGUGUGAGAGUUAAUUGAAUGUCUAUUUAGCGUCUGGCUGGCUGCAGUUGGCACAGCUUCUAUUUCACUUCACCGAUAAGCAAUGCUGCUCGUUUAACCCUUUCCUACCUGUUGUGGUUUGUUGGAAGCAGUUACGGCAUUGUUAAUUUUUGCUUGUUUUUGGCAUACAGUCUUGCUCUGCAUUCCUCGGAUACUUGGUUGGCUUUGGAAAAUGGCCUGAUUUCCCUCAAGUGGGCGAUGUAACAGUUUUCAUGACCAGUAGAGAUUGCCGCAUAUAGUUUCAUUAGAGUUCAGGAUGCCUAGGCAGUCUUGUUUUUUUUUUGGUAGAUUGUGUAUGUGUGUGUGUGUAUACCUAUAAAUAAGAAAACAAUUGGUCUUUGCAGAACCUCUUAUGAUCUCUGAUACCAUUGAUUUCUCCUUUCUGUGUCAUUUACAAAAAAACUAAAUAAAGAUUGCCAAAAAAGAAAUAUACUUGCUUAUGUGAAAAGGCCCAGUUCAUGGACCCCCUGACUGUUAGACUUAUGGGAAUGAAGUACCUUGAUAGGGAGCAGAAUCCCUGGCUGAUUAACGUCCAUGGGGUACAGAAAUGAAUCCAGACCUAGGCCAUCAAAUCCUUGUGCUGCAUACCCGUGAUGAUCUAUCUGCAGCAUAACCACUGUUGUGGACAGCAAUUCUCAUAAAGCUUAACCAGCCAAAUGUAACACUAAAUCAUUCACAGCUUUAUCAAUCACUGGUUUAUCCUAGAACAGGGGUAGGCAACCUACGGCACUAGUGCCAUGCACAGCACUCGAGGUGUCUUUGCACGGCGCUCAAGGCUACAAGAGCCAAACAGGCUCUGGCCUGUCAGGAGUCCCAGUGAAACUUCAGAUAUCUGCUAAUACGGAAAGGUGGUGAAGGACAAUCCUCCAUUUAUGCAUUGCAGCACGUAGAGGAAGUGAUCUCAGAUCACUUCCUCCCAGCACUUGUAAAUGGGAAUCCACACUGGAGUAGAACAGCCCACAGCUUCCUGUUGCAGCUUCUGUCCUUGAGCUGUACCUGGCCAGCCUGGUCUCCACUAAAACCCAGGGAAGCCUCAGAGCUGCAGAAUAACCCUCCCCUCAUACAAAUAAUACAAACACACACACACACAGUCCACACAAACACAACACCACCAACAAUCAACAUGCAUGCACACAACCCCACGUGCAGCCUCUCACAUGCCAUACCCCAAACAGCCCCACACAUACACACACUACCAAAUACACAAUAUAACAUAUCCAUCCACACACAAUUCCACAAGCAGCCCCCAUACACAUUCAUAGGUAUCAUACACAGCACCACAAACUACUUGUAAACAUAUACAAUAUAAUAGCUCAUAUACGCACAAAUACAACGAUACAAAGCAACUGCAGUAUAAAUAACACAAGCAGAAUAUGGCAGCAUACACACCUCAAUUUAAAGAAAUCGGACCGACACGCUACGGGACAUCACAAUCCUAUUUCGGCACAGUGCUGCUAAAAGGUUGCCUACCCCUGUCCUAGAAGGAGUAGGUGGCAGUAUCCUCUAGCAACCAUUAGUGAUAAUAGCAGGGUCUGCUGUGAAUGUACAGUGAAUGUACCAUCAUUUCACUAUUCCUGUCACCACCAAAAAGGCUGUUUUUGUCUGUUUGUGUCUCGAAGAUAAUUCCUACCUUUAGUCACCCAUUAAUAUUUGAUGGAUGUGCAUGUAUGUGGAGAUAUAUAUAAUUUAUUUAACAUUUUCAAAAACUGAUGCAGAAUAGGACACAAUGCAUUAAGGUAAAUUGUUUAUAUAUGUAAUUAACCUCAGGGAAACUGCAUGAUGAAAUAUCAGCAAAGUUACAGUGUGUUCCCAUAACGGUUGUACUGUUUACUACUGCGUGAGAACAUAGAGACUCCAAUAGUACAGUAUCACAGUCCUAUAUACAUAGUACACUGUCAGUAGAAAUGGUGUAUGUGUUAACACUGGGCAAGCAUUUGUUUUAAUUAUUUAUGUAAGAGAACACAAAUAUUGGCCUAAAAAAGGAAUGUCAAGUAAUAACUCUAAAUUAUGGAAAAUAGUAUUAUUAGCUGGGGCCAAAAUAGAGGAGUUUUGGACACUUUUUGUAAAUGAACGGCACCUUUCCUUUUCAGCUCCGUUCUUCAUUAAUUCUCCUCUCUUUGUUUGGUCUGCGCAAGCAGGGAAGUUUACCACAUUGGCUAUUUUUACUAGACUGCUCUCAUUUGUACAUUUUGCCAGGUGAUGGAUAAAUAGCGCUGUGCAGAUAAUUCAUUUGUAGAGAGAACAUGUAGGAACCAGUGUGAAAACAUGAAUUGUACGUACAGCCAACAGCAUCUUUCAAUAGGCCCCUUAUCAGCAGUGUGUAACCAGUGAGAGAUCUCGGCAUGGCUGAAAUGUACCUCACUAGCUGUGCUGUACUGUAACUGUACACUCUGAUCCUCACCAAAAGCUUAGAUCAAAUAAUGAUUGAUCAGUUCAUCAAAAGCUGGAGACUGCUGGUUUGAUAUGGCCAUCUCCCAAAAAUAAUGAUGUAAUCAAAGGCUAUGUCUGGAAAGACUAUACUCCACACGCACAGCUUAUGUGAACAAAUAAAAUCUAACAAUAAACCUGAAUAGUAAACUGUAUUACUGGGCUUCAGAGUGGCAGUACUCCACGUUAAAAGAAAAGUAAUAGACCGGCCCAGUUCAGGAACACAGAGAGUACAAAAAUCGAUAAGACAAGCCAAGGUUCAAGGUUAGAGAAAGGAGAAUAGUGCAUAAACAAGCCAAAGUCAAAAUAUUGAGAAAUAGCAAUGCUCUCUCGAUAACCCCUAGACAAACCACGACUGAGCACAGAGAAAUAAUCAAAAGGAGCGUAUAUAGCCCUAGGAGGUCAGUAAUUGGUUAAUGGAUGUCAUGUGAUGACAUAUGCACAUUUGUAUUGUUUAAUGGACCUGGGAAGGAUUUGCUAUGUAAGGGCCUCGAUUUGCAGUGGUCACAAUCAGGCCAAAUGCCAGAGUAGAUUAAAGAUACAGGGGACAGAGGCAGGAGUGGCACAAGCAUCAGGCGAACCAGCAGGCUCUGUGACCGGUAAUAAGGGACCUUGGAAUGGAUGUUGCCCACAAAGGUGUAUGGCAAUCUGACUCCUAGAAUAGGUCAUAACUUCCAUCUUGUGAUGUAAUCCUAUUAAAUCGAUUCUCUGCAUGUGAAACGCACAGGAACUCUGCCAUGUGUAGCUGACUAGUCUUGCAAGUUGCAGCCAGCCCUGUGUUUAAUAGCGUAGUAAUUAACAGGUAAAUAACAAGUUAGUGAUUAGAUGGUAGUCUGAUAAACACAACUCACAUAUCCAAAUACGAGCUGCACUUAGAGACAGUUUCAUGCCAUCAAGAUUCUUCCUUGUUGGUUAUCUGUUACAGCCAUGUAUCUAUCACCUGCUUCCUCAGCUGGUCUUUCACGAUUUAAUCACCUACAUCCAGCUACUCAAUUAAGGGAAAUAUCAAUCUGCUAUAGAACCACUGCAUUACAGUGUGCACUGCACUUUACAAAGAUUACAACAUUUAUCAUUAAAGGAAAUACAUUUUUAAAAUAACUGCUAAAUCUCCAUUUGUUGUUGGUUUUUUUUUUUGUUUGUUUGGUAUUUUUUUUUUUCAUUCUCAAUCUGUUAAAGAAGAAAUAAAUCAAUUUUAAAAAACGGCAACUAAUCGCAGUUAUUAUUUUUUUUUUUUUUUUUGUUCAGUGUGAUAGAUCCUAGUUGGUACCCUGCAGCACUAUGCAUUUUGGCUGUAAUCCCUGUGUUUCUGCAUGCCUGGUAUGGUGCCCAUUUUGCUGAAUGAAGAAAUCUCCUCCUCCCUGUUGGCCUACUCUCACAACAAACCUCGCAAACAGAUCUGGUGCACAGUUUGUGGUACUAUUGGCUUUGCUGUUCCACACUUGCCUGUCUGGUGUCCUUUUUUUACUCUUACCAAUCUUACCGUGCUCGUGCCAAUGCCAUUAGCAAGUUAAUGCAUUAAGGGAAUGGACUUAGUUUGUUUACAGGUAUACCAUUUCAUGGUUAAACUGAUUCUACUAACCACAAAGCUGUGUGGACAUCUGGAAUUUAUUUCACUUCCUGAAAAACUAGCCAUCACUGUGAUUGUUUCUGCUAUAUCGCUCAGUGCUUCACUGGGAAUCUCCUUGAUUAUUGGAAUAGAGUCUGCCCAUCCUGGUUGGUGACUUAUUGGCCAACUUAACCACCACAAUCUAGAAACUUUGUCUAUGAUCUACUGGGAUAAUUCUCACCACAGUCUCAAACCAAUGGUUCGUGAUUCACUGCGCAACUUCCCACCACAAUUUCCAAGCCUGUUUAAGGUCUAUUUUGCCGAUUUCUUACAUAGUCUCCAAGCUCUGAUUUGAGAACCACUGUGAUUGGAUGGGUAAAUGUGAUAAGUUUGGCGCCUUUAAUUUGAUUGGUGAAUGUGACUAGUUUGGGGUAAAAUUAAAUGAUGAAUGUAACUGUAGGUAGUUGCAUGGGUGUGUAUAUGUGUGGUUUUGUAUGUUAGUUGGAAUGCCCUUUGUGGGGUUGCGUGUGUGCAGGUGGUUGUUGUGUUGCAUUUGUGGGAGUAGCUACUUGUGGCAUUGCUUGUUUCAGAAUUGUAUGUGGUGCUAUCCUGCUUUAGUGUGUGGUUUGGGCUGUUUGCAAUGUAGUAUAUGUGUGUGCGCAAGUAAAUGGAGGCUGAAUGUGGAUAGGGGCUCUAGUGUGUGUGUGUUUAAGAGGAUUAAGGCUUUGUGUUUUUAAGGGGAUAGGGGUUGCAGUAUUUGUGGGAGAGAAAUGGUGAUGUAGAUUGUGGUAAAUUAGAGUUAUAGUGUAUGUUUGCAGGGGUUAUGGGCUGUAGUGUGGGUUUGGGAGGAAUUAGGUAGAUAGCAGCUGUAGUGUUGGGAUAAAGGCUGUGUGGGUGUAAAUAUAGGCAUACAGAUACACAAUCCGGUAGACCAAGAAAACCCUCACAUAUGGAGACAUACCUUUAAAGUGACACAGAUACACUCACAGACUUAUGUCACUCACAAACUCCGACACGGUCACACACAAUAAUACAAUUAGACACAUACACUCACAUUCACAGCUACGAUACACCCUCUGCUCUUGUCCUCCCACCCUUGUGCCUCUCCAGUAGUCCCUGUUCAGCAUACCUGAUAGAUUGACAGUCCUUUCAGUCUGCAUGCUGCUUCACAGCGCUCUGCGUGUGAGGAGAGAGUGGGGAAUGUGAUGUCACCAUGCAGGGAGAAUGCAACAGUGAACCCCGGGAGUGGCCGCCACUACCAUGGUCUUGUUUGCCACUGUGGCUCGGUCAUGGGGGCUAAUUAUAGCAGGCAGACCUGGGGCCACGCUGAUUGACAUGGCGUUUGUUGACUCAAUCAGUACUAGAUUAAAAGAAAAAGGGGGUGGGGCAAGUGCAUAGCAAAAUGACAGCUUAUAGGGGUAGGUGCUGCCCCUAUCCCCCUUGCCAUCUAAGCCCGUGGCUUCAAUGGCCUUGUGGCAAAUCCAGGCCUGGUCAAACCUGCCAGUUCUGCUACAGGUUGUGAUUGCAGCCAGGGUUCUCAAAGUCUCCUUUAUAUAUUUGUUUUCUACAUUGCUGUGUGCCGUGCUUUGAAUAUGUUGGUAGUUACAUACAGGAAAACACAUUUAAACUAUGUCUGUCUUGAACCAAUGCGAUAACCUGCACUCAUAUCUUCAUUGUUAAAUCUACCUGUACUGGGGAUAACCUGUUUUGGGUUGUAAUUCCAAUAAUCCUCUUCUAGGCAAAACUGUGGUGAGUGAAUUAGUGGCAAGUCAGGCCAUGUUUUUAUGGUGGCGAUAUCAUAGGUUAUGGUAAACAAAUGGCUCAUUAUAAUUUUGUAGGAUUGAUUUUUCACAGACAGGUUGGUAGAGUAACAUAAUACAGUGUGAAGAGAAACCAGACUAAGAGAGAAAUUAAAUUCUGGACACUUUCCCCCAAGGUCAGGCAGCACAUUUCAUGCAAAUUGAAUGUUUCCUUAUUUUCCUAUCCCCUGCAAAUCCACUGAAGUCAAGGCAGAUUCUGCAGAUGCCUGAAGUACAGAGAACGUUCAGGGACAGGAGGAAUCAUGGGAAGCAUCUGCAGAUUUACAUAAAUAGCAAGAAAAUAUGAGCAGAAGUUAUUCAAAGCAUGCCACAUGUUUUGCAACAGUUCUGGGCUCUAGGCUCUGCUGCCCUCUUGUUCUUUGCUAACAUUGCCUUCUAGGGUUGGCCAGAUAAUUGUUGGGGUUGGUCUGCAAUACACGUUUAUGACAUAGAUUAUUGAACAUUACAUAUGGCUGCCACUUUGUUAGUUGACAUUGAUAUUUGUUGCAUUUUUCUUUCCCCGGUAGAAGACUUUUUCCAGUUUAAUGCUGUAUUUUUUAAACAAAUGAGCACAAUUAAAAUAUGGAUAUGUCCCCUGCAUUGUAUCUCUGGUGCCGACACACUACGAGUCUGAGUUUGUCAAGUCAAAGCAAUCAGUGUUUGUAAAUUGUAUUGAUCGCCUGCACGUCAGUUAGUAAUCUGUACCUGGAAAUCUUGAAGGAAUGGCAGAGAAUAGUCUGAAACUGAAAGAUUAAUAUUGUAUAGCCUUGGAAUGUCCUGUAAAAUGACUCCGCUGAGAACAAAGGUAACAGCCUAGGCAUGCCACUCUCACCAUGAAGAUUGCUGCAUCCCAGCCUGUGAGAUGGCUCAUACAGUUAAUGCACCCGUUGGAGCACCUGUUAAAUCUUGAGUUCACAUCUUCGGUUUUUCUGUCGGAAAUUUAAAGUCAGACUUUUGCAGUCUAUAAAAGAAGUAUCAGUGAACUGGGAACUUGUAGCCUCUGUCAGCUGCUGAAUCUGUUAGUCUGUAAAUCCUACACUUCAUGUAACUUGUUAAAAACGUUAAACAUUUCCUAAAAAUCUUUAUCUUUCACCGGAGACAGGCUCUACAUGAGCCUUAUAUUGUAAUGUGUGUCUUAGUCCCUAGUCUGUCUGAAGCAAACGUAUCGUGCCGAGUCCUUGAUUUGCUGUGAGACCCAUUCAACUAGAUUACACAGGUUUUUAAAAAAAUCAAUGAUUUAUUCAUUAUCCUCUCACCAAUCAGAUUCCAGUCCAAUACGAUACUCGCCAAGUCAAGAGGCAGGAGCAGAGUAUGGACAUCCAAUGUCUUGCUAAGUUACAGGAAUCCUCAGACUCUCUGGUGGGAGUAUAAUCAUCAAAUAGUCAUUAAAGGAACACUAUAGUCACCUAAAUUACUUUAGCUAAAUAAAGCUUUUAGUUUUAGUGUAUAGAUCAUUCCCCUGCAAUGUCACUGCUCAAUUCACUGUCAUUUAGAAGUUAAAUCACUUUGUUUCUGUUUAUGCAGCCCUAGCCACACCUCCCCUGGCUAUGAUUGACAGAGCCUGCAUGAAAAAAAUCUGGUUUCACUUUCAAACACAUGUAAUUUACCUUAACUAAUUGUAUCUCAAUCUCUAAAUUAAACUUUAAUCACAUACAGGAGGCUCUUGCAGGGUCUAUCAAGCUAUUAACAUAGCAGGGGAUAAGAAAAUCUUGAUUAAACAGAACUUGCAAUAAAGAAAGCCUAAAUAGGGCUCUCUUUACAGGAAGUGUUUAUGGAAGGCUGUGCAAGUCACAUGCAGGGAGGUGUGACUAGGGUUCAUAAACAAAGGGAUUUAACUCCUAAAUGGCAGAGGAUUGAGCAGUGAGGCUGCAGGGGCAUGUUCUAUACACCAAAACUGCUUCAUUAAGCUAAAGUUGUUCAGGUGACUAUAGUGUCCCUUUAAUAUCUACAUGCAGUUCUGAACUGUGUCAAGUUACUGGUACCCUAUCACACUGCUUCGUCAUCCUCCCCUAGAGAUACCAGAGUCAUUAAAUGGACACUUUACAUUUGCCUCCUACCAGAUAUUACUUGUUCUCACACUGCUUGGUAGCCCAACAGCUGAUAGUACAUGUCUGUUUUAAAUAAAUGUAAUGUAGAUUAUCUAAAUAGACCAACUAAACAAGUUGGUGUAGUAGUAUUUCAGUAUUAUAUGAAGGUUUAAAUCCAGAUUGUUUUUUGUUUGUGUGUUCCCUGGUGUAAAUGUUCCAUGGUCUGAAUAUAGACUGACGUAGAAAUAGCUGCUGUAUUACUUCAUUUUAUCAUCUCCCUGGUGCGAUUGACGGUUCUAGACUGCUAGUGUUACUGGUUAAUUUUAACUUCCUGGAAAAUACCUUCUCCAGAGUAGUGGGGUUUACGCUCUCUGUAAUCCUAGACUGAUCUCUCCAGCAGACUGGGAAACAUUGCACGAAGUUCCAUCAAUUGAGAAACUCUAGUCUGUUACUUUCAUAUGGAAUUCAUCAUGUGCUCCAUGCUUUAAAUCUAGUUUGCUGUUUGAUUGCUAGUGUUAUCAUGGGUGCUGUCACUGGAUCAUCACCAAGAAAGGUUUUUUUUUUUUCAUUUUAGAAGCCAUUAGUUCUGUGAUGCCGAUCCCCCCCCCAAAAUGAAUAUUACAAUAUCCUAAAAUGUCUUAUUAUUGGAAUAAAAGAAACUCCUUUAUUCCUUUACAGAAUCUAAAAUAAAAAUAAAUUGAACAUCUAUACCCCUCCCUCCCCCAAAAAAUAAAUGUAUAAUGAAAAAGGUGUAACACGAUUCUGGUAUCUGUGUGUAAAUCCAUAAUUAUAAUUAAUGUAUUACAGUACCAGGUGUGUUAAAUAAUAAAGCUAUGGAUCCUAUACAUGCAGAUGUGGGCAGAGAGGAUAGAUAAACUGACUGCAGUGCUGUGCCCCCUGCAUUUAUAAAGCUCCAACAUACUCCGUAGCGCUGAACAAUCAGGAAAAAUGGACAAUCUAAUACAAAAAGGAAUUGAGGAGCCUGUCCAUGAGCUUAAAACCAGCCCUUUUAAGCAAAGUACCAAGAUAAAUGGCUUGUGAGCUUACAAUCUAAAGGUUAUGAAGGGGACCUGAGGCAGGAGGGAGCAAUGGGGGAGAUUUAAAGGUUAUGGACAGGUAGUCUUAGAGCAUUUGCCCAGACUGCUAGGAUAUGAUGUCAUUUGAGAAUUUAAUUGGGGAAGAUGCCAAACACCCGCAAAGGUAUGUUAUAAAUGAGGCAUAAACCAGGGAGGGUUCUUCUGAAAAAAAUGGCAGAUGUUUCUAGGAGUGGAUUGUUAUAGGAGGCCUUUCAGAGCUUGCUCAUUAAUCACAAUAGUUUAAUAUAUACAUCUGAUAACGCUAUGAUUAGUUCGAAGUUUUAUUGUUAUGGAGCUCUUUCAUACACUUGUAUUCAUUACUGUGAGUUUUAUUGCUGCGGAGCUCUGAUACACACAGCAUAUUACUGUGAGUUUUAUUAUAUAGAGCUCUGUGAUACACACUGCACAUUACUGUGAGUUUUAUUGCUGUGGAGCUCUCUGAUACAUACUGCACAUUGAUGGCUGCUAGAAAUGAGAAGCGGUACAUGGAGAGAGAAUAUGGGGGUAGUGAAGUACAGUGUUAGAGAGGUAAGCCGGGCUAGUUAAUCAUUCUCUAUAAUGUUCAUUCUUCUUACAGCGAGGUCUUCUCUCUCACAGAAUAGCUUUACCCUCCAGCCCAGAGGUCACUAAGAAUCCGGUUUUACCAACACUGUAACUUUUUAUGCCAUUCAGUACAGACUUUGAAAACUAUUUACAACUGCUCUUUAAUUCAUUCAUUGUGGGUCAUAAAGAGUUGACAUAACUGGUUGUUGCUGUUUAUGAUACGGUCUUGCCGUGAGAAUAGUUUAAAUAUUUUCUUUGAGCUGUUUGCGUUUUUACUUUUAUAUAGUCGCAGUAUCGGAAACAUGUAGAUUUAGUCUGGAUAAACAUCUCUUGUAAGAGCGAGAGUGUUUAAUUUCAGUUAUUUAUCCUACUAGUGAAUUGUAAUACGAUCUGACAUUUAGGAAAAAAACCUUGGUUGUAUUAUUGUAGAUCGUCACUUCCCAGUCUUUACAGAGAAAUUCACAUCAUACACACACACGGCCAGUAAUUAUUCCAUAGAAUAAUACGAGGGUACUGUUAUUGGCUGUUAAGUAUUCGCUUCUUCCUGGGUGAUGUCAUCAGCGAUGCAGAAGAAUCUGAGCUAAGCAGAAUGCUGCAAAAGUGUGACCUUCACUGUGAGAUUAUUAAUGUAACUUCUAAUAAAAUAAGACGUACAUGUUCCAUUUUACUGCCUUUUAAACACUUUGAAAGUUUGGGAUCUGCAGCUGAUGUUCUAGUAAGGGCCCACAAUGCUGAGUCCUCAUAUGAGCUUUUCUCCGAUUGCACUUCUCAAGGUUACCAAACGCAACUUCGUACAAUAGGUCACAUUCUAUGUUUUUAACCUCCCAUUACCAACAUGGCAUGUCGCCAAUCAGAUCCCUCUUUUAUUGAUGUUUGUGAAAAAAAAUUGCAUAUUGCAAAAUCACAUAAGCUUGGAAUUUUUUUUUUUUAAAGGGAUGCUAUGUUCACAUUAACUUCUUCCUUGCCAGAAGCCCUCUGAUGACCAUUGGAGAGGGGAAAAGUUGAGCUAUUUAUAGGGUUGUGAUUGUGUGCGCAGUUCUGUCCGAGAGAACUGAUAUUAGAAGCAUUAUAAAUCCUAUGGGACUUUCAUUUCCAAGCCUUGGUUCACCUCGUGACCCCUUGCUACGCUUUACGCAAAUAUGUUUUUAAUAAAGUCCAAGUUUUUAAUGCUUUGGAAAUGAUCAGAUAAGUAAAGAUUUUAAUGGGAUGUUAGAGCUUACUGUUCAAAAAGCGGUGUCCUUGGAAGCGCUGAGUAGAUUAAUUGCGUAGAAACUAAGAUGUUUUAUUUAUAUUGCAUUAUUUGUGAGUAUGGGAAGGGUGGUUAUAUUUUACAGAAUAAAUAUUUGUGUUCACUGUUCAGUACAGUUUCUGGACUAGCAAUGGGGAUAAGGAGAUCCCUUACUGCACACUCCACCCUAUGUGUUUUAUAUAUUUUUAUUUAUUUUUAUUAUACUCUUUCACCGCUUGUUUUUACAUGUGUCUACGCACACCCCCAAUAAUGUCUAAUUGUAUACCAAGUUGAGCUUCUUCUUUUCAUACAAUUAAUUGCUAACUGAAAUUUAAAUACAUGUGCCUGAUAAUUUACAUUCACCACUAUCUAUCGGCGAGUGAAAAGUCACCCUUAGUGUGCCAUGCACCCUCCAUGCUUGUAAUUGCAAGUACAUUUUAGCGCCUGACCAGCAGUAGCAUAGGAUUUGAAAGAAAAAAAUAUAUACAUACAUUUUUUUGUUGUUGUUGUGUUGCUAUAAUUUGAGUAAGUAAAGGUAGAGAGUAUAUGCACGCACUAUCCUGGGAGUACUCCCAUCAGGGUGCUCCAGACGGGCAGGGCCACAAACCCAGGAAAGAUUCAGUAGAACAAUGUAGGCCAGGACACACCUGGUGGUUUUAUUAUAAAGUACAGAACAAAAACGUUUCAGCUCCUUGGAGUUAGACUUGACAAAGGCUCCAAGGAGCCGAAACGUUUUUGUUCUGUACUUUAUACUAAAACUACCUACUGAAUAAACCACCAGGUGUGUCCUGGCCUACAUUGUUCUAUAUAAUCGGAGUAAGCAGCCCUUUGAGAGGAUGACCCGUAGAAGCUGAAAAAGAGUAGGGGAAAAAUAAAAGGGAGAGAAUGUUGUGGUUAUAAUGACCAGCUUUCUGCAAGAAUAAUGACACAUAAUUAACAGAUUGACCACUCCUACAAUUACAGACUAAUUAAUUGGCCUUAACAAACACACAUCUAUAAAUACACAUACCUUUGUUGCUGAAAGCAAGCUAUGUAGAGCUUUUUGGACCGUGUGAUCACAUUGUCUGUCCGAAUUUUACUCAUUCAAGUCGAUUGCAUCUGUGAUUGCUGUUAAUGUAAAAUUGAAUGGUGUGGGUACCAGGACCGGACAAUUUAAUGCUGCCACUGAAGACACUGCAAUUCUGCAGGAACAGCAAUGUAUACAGUGCAGGGUAAAGUACCACUAGUGGCUGUCACACUAGACUUGAGGUAGGCAACCUUGAGCCCUCCAGAUGUUGUGGACUACACCACCCCUGAUGCUUUGCCAGCAUUAUAAGAGAUGUAGUCCACAAUAUCUAGAGUGUCCUCAUACUAAACUGUAAAACUCUAUUUAUUUCAAUCUGAUGGUCUCGUUGAGACUAUUUGACUGGCACAGAGUGGUUUUAUUCUGUGUGUGUAACACAACCUCCCAAUGGGAAAGCAUUGGAUUGGUUGAGAUGAUCAACAUUGAUGAUCUCAGCCACGGAGGCCAGUGUGCUGCGGGAAGUAAGGAAUGUCAAAUUAAUUUUUAAAUACUCUGGGGAGUGGCCACCUAUAGGUAGAGGAACAAUAUGGUUUUAGGAACACUUGUUUGUUUUGUUAUCAAAACUGAUAUUUUUUUUUUCUUCAAUUUUUUAUGUGAAUUCACCUGUCACCUCUAUUUUGGUUCUGCAUUAUUUAAAUGUAUUUAUUUUUGUGUGUGUGUGUUUUCAUUUGUAUCUCCUCUUCUUUUGUAGAAUCUGUUUAUGACCUUCUCCCAAAAGAGCUCCGGUUACCUCCAUCUCGAGACACCUCUGUGGCCCCAAUGAGUCAGACAAGUGGAGGUGAGGCAGGAUCGCCUCCGCCAGGUGUCAUCGCUGCUGGUACGUAUUACAUUAUUUAUGUUUGAUUAGGUAACAUUUUUUUUUCCAGAUUUUUCUGUAUUUAAAGCGGUUGGCUAAAAUGAGCAGUGCUGUCAAAGUUAGUUUGGGCUCCUCAAAUCUCGGUAAUCAGAACGUUUCAAAGUCCAGUUAACAGAUUCCAGUUUGCCCCCAGAUUUUCUUUCAGAUUCAGUGUUAUUGUUUUAUUGUCAUUAUUUGUUACCGUGAUUCUAAUUAAUUCUAAAUUACAGGAGCUCAGCAGUUUCUAGCCGUGAUUUGGUCAUUCACACAAAAUAAAGCCAUGCGCUCAAGCUUCCACUUCUCUUGGGUGGCAGCAGUGGCGAUAAUAUAACAUCAGCACGAAAGAAUCCCUCCCCCAAUAAAAGAAUUCCGUAUUACCCGAGAAUUCUGUUUUUUAUGUUUCUAUACUUUUAUUAUUUUAGUUUAAUGGAUAAUUCAUGAUAUUUAAUUUGGAAGUGUUAAUUAUCAAUUACACUAAUCAGUUAUCAGUUUCAUUAACAUGUCUCAUGCAAGGCUGGUUUAUGCAGUAUUAAUAGAUCCUGGGCUUGUAUAUUGUGAAAUUACCUGAGCCCCAGUCAACAAACCAUAUGAUUUAACAUUUCAUCCAUGGCAUCUGGAGUGUGUAUAUAGACGCACGCUCUUUCCGAUAAAUAAAAGUGCUAUUAAGUGUGUUCAUUUUGUCCUGCACACAUUGAAUUUUGGAGCCAUUUAAUUGUACUCCAAUCUUGGUAAUCUGUCAAAACGCAAUCAUGUCUUUCUCUGAUCGGACGUAUGCCAUUUGUAGCACUUUGCAGCACUGCCCAUUCUUCAGACCCGUCAUAUCUUUUAGAAGCAGUAAAUUUAUCGCAUUUGUUGCAAAUACAAUCGUUUUCAUUACAUUAUGAAUUGUGAAGAGGUACGAUGGGAGUUGUGAGUUUUAGAACAGAAUAACUGAAUCUGAAGAUAUACAGCUUUUCCAGCUCAGUUAUUUUGGAAUAAACAUGUUAAUCCCACAUUAUUUCUACACACUUCCCAGUUUAAUGAAUGGUAGCCUUUUUUUUAGAUGUAUUACAUUUUAAUUAACUAUAACGGUGUAAAACUGUAACGAUUGUAUUAAACCCACAGAUUGACAUGUCUAAUCAGUUGCUUGCUAACGUUAUGUUCUACAAUUGGGCUUAUUAAUGAAAUAGAAUAAAAUGCCUGUUGCCUGAAAGUACUCUGUUAAAAGCACUCACACACAGUAUCUGUUUAUAUUGGCUGCAGUUUGUGUGGGUAAUUAAAGGCUGGCCUUAUCGCAUGGGCUUAUCACUGAAAGUGCAAAGAUUACAGCUUGAAAUCCAGGCUAAUAAGAGAAAUGGAUUCACAUCACUAAUAGGGACAUGUUCCUCACUUUAAACCGAUUUAGUAAAACAAGCAUCCUGUUUCAGCCCUUCAGUCUCCCUUAUAAAAACGAGCAGGGAUUUAUUGUUUUUUAUAAAUGUAAUUCUAUGUCUCUGUCCAAGGAUAGAGGUUUUCUUUCUGCUUCUGCAGCUAGCGAUGAUUUUCCUGUUUAAAGAAAUUUGUAUAAAAGAUUUGGGCAAGUUUCCAGAAUUUAUACGUUGACACCUGUACAAUAAAGUAUCCUGGAUUACUAAACUUCCCCAAUCUAGACAAUACUCCAUAACUACAUACAGAGUGAUUACAUUAUCCCUGCUCAGUGUGAUUUCAAUCUCCCCAACCUCACUGCCUGUCAGCAUCCGUAGGGCUCUGUUAAAUACAACACACAGGUGGUGGGCUUAGAAAAUACAAUUAUACAUUUGAUGUGACUUCUCUUUGUAUACUAAAAAUUAAAUUGAGAAGUGUGAAAUGUAGGCUAAAAUCUGUCCAAUUUUAGUAUCUUGUUGUGAUUAAAGCCUCUUGUGUCACACAGUAUAGUAAACAUACACAUUUCCAGUGCACGUACAGCACCUGUUUAGCCUGUGUUUUGUAAUUAUGUUGAUUACGGUCAGUAACACAGGGAAUAAAUCAUUGUCUAAUACAGAGGUAGCCAACCUAGAAUGCCCUCAUUAUUUUCAGUUAGCGUUAUCGAUAUGUGCCAUGCUUACAGGGUUCCUUCUCCACCCUAGAAAUAGACCAGUGUCUACCAAACCUCAGUUUAAUAUAUACCGGGCUAUUCACCAUGAAUAAUCGCUUUUAGCCCAAACGGGGAACGUCCAUUUUAGCUAUGUUUCGUAUAGUACAUGAAAUGCACUAAUGAAUAACCUGUUAGUAAAAUCUUCAUUCAUGGCCCCAUCUUGGUCCUCUCUGGCUUACACUGUUACUCUAAGCACCAUAGCCACUACAGCGCUCUGGAGUCUCCGAGUGAUGCCAAACUGUUUUUGCUGUAGCUGUUAUGGUGCUUGGAAUGGAAGAAAAGUCCCUAACUGAGGGAUGUAACCGUAAUUACCGCCACAACUGCAGCCUCCUUUACCAAGUCUCCCAGGGUAUUUCUUUAAAUCUGAGGCAACUUAAGGGUCCUUGCCACUAAUGCUUCUUUGUAGACACAUUGCUCCGGCAUGGGCCAGAGAGGUUAUUCCAGGGAUCAGGUUGAGCAUGUGAACACCAUAUCUGAAUGAAUGUACAAUUUCCAUGUGAUGGUUCAAUUGCUUUUUUGCUAUUUGCUGGGAUGCUAGCUGUUUUCUCUAUUAAUACAGUUAACUUGCAUUCUAGCUCGGCCACUCAGAGGCAGGCAUCGUGUGGUGGGUUAUGUGACAGUGUCUGUCUAUCAGUAGUGAAGACACAUAUUGCCAGAGACACUAAACCCAUCCAAACUCACCCCAGGGUCUAGGUCGGUCUUUUUUUCAGACUUCUUCCUAAGACUUUUUAUUUUUCAUUUUCACUUGUAUUCUCUUUGUAUGUUUUUUGUUUCUUUGUUUUGUUUUUAUUUAUUUAUUUUUUUUGUUAAUACAAGUUUUAACUAGUGGAUUGCUAAUGAUUGUAACAAAAUGUUUAAUGUUUUUUUUGUUUUUAACUUUGCAACAUUUAAACAAACACUGGAUUCCACAUGACAUCUUUGAGCACAGCUCUGCAGUCACUUUGUUCGAAAAUGAGGCACUUUCCAGGCUUACAAAUGACUCUAGUGUGCAUUAUUCAUAUUAGUUUUAUUUCUAAUGAAUAACCAUAUUUCACAGUGCUCUAAAAAAUCUAUAUCUACUGGCAUAUUAAACUACUCGCUCAACAAUAUAAUACACUGUGUGUACACAAUGACUAACUAUAUAAUAGAAAUAUAUAUAUAUAUAUAUGCUGUUAAAUCUGAAUACAUUAUGAGUACACUAACUUUUUUGUUUUACCUGGGACAUAAAUUAGGUUAGUAGUGGCCAACGAUUACUGUCUCAAUAAUUUUCCUGUUUACAAACUCUUAAAAUCCAUCUCUAAUUUCCCUAAAGUUGUCAAUGUGUGGUGGUGAUAUUACUAAUUAGCUGCGUAAACCUCGGGAGAAUCUGAAAAAAUCUUGCCGACUAAUUACAGUAAAGCAUAUAUGAUCCUGCUAUAGGGUAUACACCCUGAAAAACCUUUGUAAACCUCGUGCUCGUUUAAAGGGACACAGUGAAAAUGUUCUGCAAGCUUUCUAAAAUGACAUGGCAUAAAUAUUAUUCUGGAAAUAUCACAAAUUGAAACAGCAGGAUGCAGAAACCCAGCCAUUUUUUCUUGGCUGUCUGAAUUAAUAUGUGUUUUGGAAAUAUUGAAGGCGUAGGAUUCCAAAACUGAGGUCAGACUUGUUUUCUAGCAUUUCUAACAGGUCACCAUUCAUUGGCUGUAUAAUCACCAGUGUUGGCUGUAUGGUAAGAGACUCUCCGUCAGAGAAGCCUUUCCCUCUGUGUAAUGCUCAUGCAGUUUACAUUUUACAGAAACACAGGAAUUGUACUUUCUAAACUUACCAAUUUUAAUACAACUGAAGCCCUCCUCUUAUAAGUUACUGGUAGAGGGGUAGAUACUAAAUCUCUACAGUAAAGUGGAUGCAGGGCUUGCUAUAUAAAUCCACAUAAAUAGAAGUCCUGUGACCCCAAAUAUUUGUAUUGUUUUAGCUAUAAUUGAAUCGUCAUAUCUCCUGGCUGUAUUAGUUUUAGAGAAGGGGAUCUGUGUAUACAGAAUAUUUUACCAUGAUGACAAUGUCCUUGUCAAACACACACCUAAGAACAAAGUGGCUGCAAAGCUGCCUCAAAGUAGAUACAAUUUGCAUAGAUUGUCAUAUGUAUGUGUAACUAUAAUACAUAUAUAACACUUGAUCUCCUUAUAGAUUAAUCAGUAAAAGCAUUUUUAUUAACCCUCCGUGUGCCAGAGGGUUGGGACAGUGCAUUUUCAGGUAAUGCCAAUGACUUGCAAUGUGUUUCACCCCUCCCCUUGGCAUUCAAAGGGUUAAUGCAUGCCCAUAAACGAAGCACAGCACACACACACCAUAAGAUAUCAUUUUCAUUAAAUGUGAAUGCCUUUUGAAAGUCACUGAAUAUUUUAAUUUCAGCUGCAGUUUUUAGUCAAGUGCACAAACUCUGUGUGAAAUGGAACUGAUAUAAUGCAUUUUAUUUUAGCUGACCAUAAACUCAUUGAGGUUUUAAAUCCAAAACAUGCAGAUUGGGUCCAUGGUAAAUAUUAUCAAUUUUUUGUGGAUCAUAUAUUUUAUUGUCACAAUUUACCUUUCAUGCCAAAUGUAGUUUCAAGAUCUGGGUGGCCAACACUAUUUAGUACAGGUUUUUAAAUGCAGUUAUCCUGUUUUAAAAGUCUGGAGCUCAGGCCUUGGCUUACACCCCAAAUUCUAUAUAGUUCCUUAUAUGAUUACUUCUAGCGCACAAAUGAAUCUUUGUUUUAUAAGCCAUGAAUGAAUGAAGAUCUGCAACGCAUAUAGGACAGUGGCUGGCCAGAUAUUGAAUCCCGGAGUAUCGUGUGUUGGACAUCUGAUAUAUGAUUACUUUGCCAAGUCUGGGAAGAAAAUUAGGCUUCAGGAUCCAUUCAGUAUUUGCAAAAACUUCAUUUUUAAAAUACAAUUUCUCCACUCAUAUGUGUGUAAAUACACAUUCACGCUCAAACAUUCUAAAUGUUGUAAAACUGUUGUUUUUAAACUGCUUAUUCACGUCCUACAGAUCACUUAGGAGGAAGAUUUAUCAGUGUCAGCUCAUAUAGAACUUCCCGAUCUAAAUAAUGCGCUGAUCUUUGCUGUCUCCUCUGUCAAUAAAGUGGUUAUGGUCAGUCUAGUCUUGUCUUCCUUACUAAUAGCGAUGAGAACUUACAACUCCCCCCCCUCUCAAAUUGCAUCACUUUUAAUCACUCAGAAUGGAUUUCAAUCAUAUUGGAAAGCAGACUAUAUCAGUUCUAUUUUGCUCUAAAAUAAGUUUGUUUUAUUCCCUAUUUUUUUUUUGUUAAUUAUGGUUUUAUAUCUGGAAUAACUAGCAGCUGUUUCUCAUUUAUUUUCUCAUAUUUUUAUUCCAGGAUUUGCCUCUGAAGCAGGGAGUGUCUGCAUUAAAAAUGACCUGUAGUUCUCUGCUUCAUAGGUUAGAAACUUAUUUUAAUAUUUUGUGGCUACAGACAGUCCCACUUAAAAUAAAUUUUAAAAAUAUAUUGAAAUAUUGAAAUGUUUAUAAUUGGCACUAAAUUUUGACAACAGGCACGCCUUCUAAUGGGAUUAAUAUAUAUGUAGUUUACAUUUCGAUUGGCUGAAAUAAAUCCUACAUGAAAUUGAGGCGGUGAAACGUAGAUUUUUUUUUUCACUUGCAGCCUGACAAAUUAAAAAAAAAAAAAAAAAAUUUAAAUUUUUAAAUAAAAGUUUAAAGUAACCAUUCUAAAAACAGCACAGCCCUUACAGUUUUUGUUAUUUUUAACUGGUCUGUGCUAACAUAGGGCUGUUAUAUUGAUAAAAGUAUUAGAAUGCCAGAUUGCAAACUUUUUGUGGGAACAAAACUCAAUCCGAUAUUAAAAUCGCCUUUAAUUCCGUUGGGACUGCUAGCCAGUGCAGGUGAAAAUGUGUGUAUUUACUCUUGGAUUGUACACUGCAGAUGCCUCCUCUUCCUCUACUUGCUCCAUGGGCGAUGCUCGCAGUUCCUUUACCACCACAUCCAGCCCUUCUAUUUUCUCUACCUCACUCACCGAUACCAAAGCUAUGCAAUCCACCGUGGGGGUAAGUAAACCAGGGGUAAGUGACCAGCUCUUAGCCAGUAAUACGGGCCGGCAGCAGUCCAUGCCUUUGAGAUGGACGGUCCUAAACAUUUCACCACCACCCGAAGACCUGCUUGAUAGCAGUCGGAUGUCCUGUCAAGAUGAUGGCGUUGUUGUGGAGUCCGAGCAGAGCAGCAGCAUGUGGACAGAAGAUUCUGCCUCCAACUUCAGCAACAUGAGCACUCACUCUUACAACGACAACACUGAGGUCCCGCGUAAGUCCCGGAAACGCAACCCGAAACAAAGGCCUGGGUCCAAACGAAGGGAUUCCAAUAUGGACGUGUUUGAUGCAGACAGUGCCAAAGCUCCACACUAUGUGCUCUCACAGCUUGCCUCAGACAGCAAAGGCAACUCCCAGACCGGCAAUGGGUUGGUAUCAGUGUUUACUCAAUCUGCCUCUUAUAUCAUGCCAUAUAUUCCUUGUUUAAUAUCAGCACUCCGAUAAUCCUUGCCUUUACUGGCUGUUGGCCUCACACCGUGCCUCCUGUAUGUUCUGCAGAGCACAAUCUGACCAGCUAACUCCAGUGCAGCUAGUUUGUGUAUACAUGAAUAUCACACUGCUUGUCCUGUUAGCAAAGCCAUUGGUUUUAACUGUUUUAUCUUAAGACUGUGCUUUAAGCACUCUGUAAAUCCUGCUUCAUGUCUGUGCAUUGCUUCUUAAUAAUCUCAUAAGAAAAUCCAGCUAGGCAGCUUCAGGCUAUUUCUUCUAUUUCUUUCUGAUUUCAUGUAUACGUUUGGUGAGACACUGGAAAAAAGUUUUAAGGUUCUGUAAAUGAAAUAUUAAAUCAGAUUUCCUUCUUCAACUCGGUGCUGUGUUGCUGGAAUUACUUAGCAGUUUUGAUGUUUUUACCUUAAUACCAGACACCCUAAUUUGGAAUGCAAUAUCUCCUGGAUUACUUAAAUAAAGAUCUUUAAAUAACAUUGAAGGAGACUUUAACUUUGACAUGUGUCUGUUUGGCAAGAUUUAUAAUAAAAAGGGAAUAAUUGAGGUAGUUAAUACAAUAUAUAUUAUAUUAUAUUUUUGCUGCACUGGUUAGUGGCAUAGGAAAAGUAAAAUUGUCUGCCAUGUUUUUGCCUUCAGAUCUUUGGAGAAUCAGAAAGGAGGUAAGAAAAGUUUGCUAUUAUGUGAGCAGCACCCAAGUAAAAGCGAGGGAAAGGAGCUUAAGAUAGUGGUACAACCGGAGACUCAGCAUCGAGCCAGGUAUCUGACCGAGGGGAGCCGGGGGUCAGUGAAGGACCGGACCCAGCAAGGAUUUCCUGCUGUAAAGGUAACGGCAAUAGAGAAUGGACAGUCUGAGCCACUUUACAUUAAUAUAGAAACCCUAAAAUGGGAAAACCUACCUGGAGCCAAGCAUUGUAUGUUCCAUACACAUAACAUGCAUUGUUUACAAUCUAUGCAAUACAUGUUGCAGUUAAAAUUCAGUAUUAAUGGUACACUGUAAGCACCGAGGCUGUCGCAUCUCAUUUAAGUGGUUAUAAUGUCGGCAGUUCCUUAUCACUGUCCUUAAACCAUUUUUAAUGUUAUAAAGGGACACUAUAGUCCCCAAAACAACUUUAGGUUAAUUAAGUAGUUUUUGUGUAUAGAUCACUUCUCUGAAGUCUCAAUGCUCAGUUCUAUGCUAUUUAGGAGUUAAAUCACUUUAAUGCUAAACAAGAUUCUCCAGCAGACCAUCAUCUCUGUGCUGCUCGGUGUAAUGAGGAAGCAAUUAUCUGAUCAGCAAAGGGUAUCUGUGCAUAUCUGAAAGUGUCAGCUGACCUCUUUCAGCCUAUCACACCACCCAUUUCUGGUAGGAAUUGGUAGAACUUGAAGGAAGUGUAUAAUCUCUGUCUUAGCCACACCUCCAAUCAGGGCCAGGCUGUUAUUUAGUGUUAGAAAACGGAAAAACAAAUAGUGGAAUAGCUCUGUGUUUUGGGUAGGGAAGGCAGCACACCUAAAUGAGUUAGUAUCUCCAAAAAACCCAAAAGGAAAGAUAGAAAUACAGAACAAUAGGGUGCACCACGGGAUUUGGAAUCAGAAUAGCUUUAAGUGAAAUAAAUGAAAUAAAACAAAUUAUACACUGUCCGUAUAAUAGUUUAAAAUCAUGUAAAUAUAAAGAACAAACAACAAGUCCAGGAUAAAAUAUAAUAGAAUGAAUAAGUCUGUAAGGGUUUGCGUGUAUCUUCAGGUUAGCAUAUCUUCCAAGUGUUCAGAAUCCACCAACCUAAAAGAGAAGAAAAAACUCCAAUAGUGCAAUAUGUAUAAAAUAAGAUAAAAGCUUGAAUUAAAAGAAAUCCAAAUGGCCUACUCACAUGGGAUAGAGCUAAAACCAGCUCUAAUAUAAAGCGCUUGCAGUGGAUUUGAUCCCCCACUUCAGGGAUAUUGGUUCAAAAUAUUGACCAGCACAUGUCUUAUCAGCAGGGUAUAUGUGAAAAUAAAAAAGUGCAAAGAUAGUGCUCUCUGUCUAAAAUAUAUUCAAACAGGAGUGAAAAUAAAUAGGUUGUACUCACAUUUACUUGAGCAAAUAGCCCGCUCAGUGUAAUCAGCAUAGGUGGUAUAAUCCUCACCUGGGAUACUUGGUGAGGCCCUCACUGGAAAGAUAAAAACUGGAUGCCAGUAAAAAAAAGGGAAAAAAAGUAUAUGGAACAAAUAUUGGUUGUAAAAAUGACCAAAAUGUUUAUUUAAACAAAAACAGUGAUAAAAUAGGUCCACAGUACGUUUCACCUACAAUGGGCUUUUUCAAGUGAUAAUCAGGGAUAAAUCCAGCCUCCCACAGAUCACUUCCCAAAUAGUGGUCUUUACACAAGCAAGAUAUAUACAAAAAACGGGAUACGGCUAAGGAAACCUAGAAACAGACAAGUAAAUGGAAAAUCGUGCAAUACAGCUGGAUAUUAAUACACACACUGUGAUAAAUUGCACUCACAGGCGUUAAAAUUAAAGGUGCUUCCCCCGAUGGAAGUGGGGGCCUGUAAUCUCCUUCUAGGAUUUGUAGUCACUACUGUCAAACAGGAACCAGCCAGGACUCAGAGUAGUAGGUAACUAAGCAGCUUUAUUGUAUCAAUAAAAAAAAUAAUGUAGCAAUAGGGCCUACGCUUUCGUCCCAGUACCGUUCAAGUUUUAACACUGAAUAGAGGAAUAGUGACUUCAAACACUAUAUAAUCAGUUCAGUUAAAUAAAAAGGUUUAUAGUGCCUACAGGGUCCCUGUAGGUUUUCUUUUCAGCUUCAUCUUGGUUGUAGAAUGUAGAGAUCUGAUUACACCAUGUGAUGGUCAUAUGGUAGUAACACAGAUUAACAUGCUUACAGACCAAGUUGAAAUUGGGUGGGAACCCAUUGACGUAGUUACUUUGAAUUAGUGAUCGGCUGAUUGCAAUAUGGUUCUAGCCUUCAUUUGAGAUUUUAAUCUGGGUCAUUCCUUGAUUUGAACCACUUGCAGAUGUUUGAUGCUAGCAUAAUGAUGUACCUGCAUUCUGAAACCAUUGCACUGCUACGCAGACAUGAUCUCUUGCACUUAUUGUAGUGGCUAUGGUGCUCGGAGGCUGUGGUUUAUUUGCUUGUGUGGGUGGGUUUCUUUUCCUAUUUGUCAAACAGUUUUCAGGUGGUCUGACAAACGGGAUUUCCUUACACCAAAAUCACACCUCUUCAGUUUGUGAUUCUGUAACCAGAGAUAAACGGAACUGUUGGUAGAAAAAAAACUCACCCAUUGACUUCCAUGGGAAAACAUGCUAAUUUGUAAAGUUAUCUUGUCUUAUAGAAUCUAGCUCCCAAGUGCUUUAACACGCAACAUCUACAAUAGACUGCAUGAUAAGCUGUAGUGGUUGUGGUGAUUGGAGUGUUUCUUUAAGGUAGCGUUAGUGGUUGUGGUGAUUGGAGUGUUUCUUUAAGGGAGCGUUAGUGGUUGUGGUGAUUGGAGUGUUUCUUUAAGGGAGCGUUAGUGGUUGUGGUGAUUGGAGUGUUUCUUUAAGGUUGCAUUCCUUGUAAUUUGCGGAUUAGAAUACUUUAAUAUUAUAGCAUAUUAUUUUAAUUACUAAGUAAUAACAGUUUUUUUUUUUAAAUUGAACACUGCCUCAUGCUGUCUGCAGCCUUAUUACAGAAGGUGACAGGAAUACAUUUAUAGACAUUGGGUGAAGUGUAAAUUUUUAAUCCAAAUUAGAUGAUUUCGAAAGUUUAUCCAUCUCCCAGCUCGACUUCUUUUUCUGAUGUUCAAUUCAAGCCAAAUGAGCUCUUCCUCUGAUCCUUCUGUUUCAGCUGGAAGGUCACAAUGAGCCUGUGGUCCUACAAGUGUUUGUGGGUAAUGAUUCAGGCAGAGUGAAGCCGCAUGGAUUCUACCAAGCCUGCAGGGUGACUGGGAGAAACACGACUCCCUGCAAGGAAGUGGAUAUAGAGGGCACCACUGUCAUUGAAGUCAUGCUCGACCCCAGCAACAUGAUGACUCUAGCGUAAGUAAAUGAUCCGCGCCUGCCCUCAGGACCAGUAGAGCACAGGGCACUCUGCUUCUUACUGACAAGGGCUUGUCGUCUGCCCAGUGUGCAUGCAGCACAAACUCCCUUAUCAGGGCUUUCAUCUAAAAUGCAGAAAUACAACAUUCUGUCUUCACUGGGCCAUGGAAAGAAUGCAUGCCUUCCUGAAUAUCUGCACAAAAUGGAAAACUUUCACCUUGAUUGCUUCAUAUGUUGUGCUGUAUGCUCUGCUGGGUGCUUAUACACUGAUACUGCCAUCUGUACUGGGUGCUUAUAUACUGAUACUGCCGACUGUACUGGGCGCUUAUACACUGAUACUGCCGACUGUACUGGGUGCUUAUAUACUGAUACUGCCGACUGUACUGGGCGCUUAUACACUGAUACUGCCGACUGUACUGGGUGCUUAUACACUGAUACUGCCGACUGUACUGGGUGCUUAUACACUGAUACUGCCGACUGUACUGGGUGCUUAUACACUGAUACUGCCGACUGUACUGGGUGCUUAUACAUUGAUACUGCCAUCUGUACUGGGUGCUUAUACACUGAUACUGCCAUCUGUACUGGGUGCUUAUACACUGAUACUGCCGACUGUACUGGGCGCUUAUACACUGAAACUGCCGACUGUACUGGGUGCUUAUACAUUGAUACUGCCGACUGUACUGGGUGCUUUUACACUGAUACUGCAGACUGUACUGGGUGCUUUUACACUGAUACUGCAGACUGUACUGGGUGCUUAUACACUGAUACUGCCAUCUGUACUGAGUGCUUAUACACUGAUACUGCCGACUGUACUGGGUGCUUAUACACUGAUACUGCCGACUGUACUGGGUGCUUAUACACUGAUACUGCCAUCUGUACUGGGUGGUUAUACAUUGAUACUGCCAUCUGUACUGGGUGGUUAUACACUGAUACUGCCGACUGUACUGGGUGGUUAUACACUGAUACUGCCAUCUGUACUGGGUGCUUAUACACUGAUACUGCCAACUGUACUGGGUGCUUAUACACUGAUACUGCCGACUGUACUGGGUGCUUAUACAUUGAUACUGCCGACUGUACUGGGUGCUUAUACAUUGAUACUGCCGACUGUACUGGGUGCUUAUACACUGAUACUGCCGACUGUACUGGGUGCUUAUACACUGAUACUGCCGACUGUACUGGGUGCUUAUACACUGAUACUGCCGACUGUACUGGGUGCUUAUACACUGAUACUGCCGACUGUACUGGGUACUUAUACACUGAUACUGCCGACUGUACUGGGUGCUUAUACACUGAUACUGCCGACUGUACUGGGUGCUUAUACACUGAUACUGCCGACUGUACUGGGUGCUUAUACAUUGAUACUGCCGACUGUACUGGGUGCUUAUACACUGAUACUGCCGACUGUACUGGGUGCUUAUACACUGAUACUGCCGACUGUACUGGGUGCUUAUACACUGAUACUGCCGACUGUACUGGGUGCUUAUACACUGAUACUGCCGACUGUACUGGGUGCUUAUACAUUGAUACUGCCGACUGUACUGGGUGCUUAUACAUUGAUACUGCCGACUGUACUGGGUGCUUAUACACUGAUACUGCUGACUGUACUGGGUGCUUAUACACUGAUACUGCUGACUGUACUGGGUUUACACAGUCUGCCUGCUCUACUGAGUGGUUGUGUACAGAGGCUGUCUGCUUUACCAGGCGCACAUACAGUCUGUUUGCUUCACUGGGUACUUAUGCCGAGCAUGAAAUGGCAGAGAGUAUGGUAAUUAUUUUUUUUAAGUGGCUUCAUAUAAAGCACUUCUCUUUUUCUUUUUUAUUGUCAGUGACCAAAAGCACUUUCAAUUUCUUUCAUUAUAUAUAAAAAAAAAAAAGAGAGAGAGCGAGAAAGAAGGAUCAGGGCACUUCAGCUGGAAAUGCAGAUCUUAAUCAGGACACAGAUACAAAGUGAUUCCUGAUUAAAGUCUGUAAUUUCCGCUGAAGUGUCGUACCCUUUAUUUAUUUUAUAUCCACAAUUGUCUUUGGUUGCACCGGUGGGAUAUCUACUUUUCGUCUGAGUGUGCAGCCCCUUACUCCAUUUUCUGUUUGUGCAGGGUGGAUUGUGUUGGAAUCCUGAAGUUGAGAAAUGCUGACGUCGAGGCACGGAUUGGACUGGCUGGAUCCAAGAAGAAGAGCACUCGUGCCAGGCUAGUGUUUCGUGUAAACAUUUCCCGUAAAGAUGGCUCUGUAUUAACACUACAAACCUCAUCAUCCCCCAUCCUUUGCAGUAAGUGCCAUUUGAUCCAUUCUGUUAUUUGCUUUUUGUUUCUCUGCGGUGUCUCGCUUUCAUGUUUCAGGUGUAUAUGUAGGGAAUGUUUUUUUGCAGCAGUGAGUAGAAACAGAUCGGAUUAACUGCUGGCAGUUAAUUAAAUACUGAUAGCCGAGGCUUCGGAAAAAACGAAGAAGAGAAAAAACACUGGCAAAACGGCAUUGCUGAGAGUAUGCUGUGCCCAUUUUACAUGUUAAGUAACAGAACAUGUAGCAUAUUGUAGACAGACCACUAGGUAAUACCUGGGCAAGCCACCCACUGUGGCUUAUUUUAAUCUCCCGUAUUACUAAUAUAACUUGAUUGCGCUACAUUCAUUGUCAAAGAAAUUGUUGCGUUGUCAUUUCAUAUGUAUUUCUCAUAAAUGAGUCUGAAAUUGCAGUACUUCAUGGAGUGUUACUGACCACACCAACCUGUGCUUCCAAUAGACAGUGGAAAAGGGUUUGUUUAUGUGCAGAGUGAUGGAAAUUGCCCAUUGUAUCAAAGCAAGAAUGACAAGAGCUCAUGGUAGAAAUCUCUCAUUGAAAGAAAGAUGAAAAGGUUUAACAUGACAUGGAGUAGGUCAUUUCAUUCGGUUUGCAAUAAAAUGGUACAUUGUCCUAUUUAUAUUCGAGGCACACUGUAAGAUCCAAUGAAACCAUUUUGGUAAUAGAACUCUUUGUAAAGUCCUUUUGAUUUGUUUUGCUCUCUAGCUCAGCCAGCAGGAGUGCCGGAGAUCCUCAAGAAGAGCUUGCAUAGUUGCUCUGCGAAAGGGGAAGAGGAGGUCUUCGUGAUUGGAAAAAACUUCUUGAAAGGAGCCAAAGUAAUAUUCCAGGAAAACCUUGCAGGUUUGUAACGUCCCCCUGUAGCCCAAGUGAUCAGUUUGACUCUGUAGUUUUACACUGCAACGUAGCCAUGCAGAUUACCCCAGUAUCACUGAUAUCGCAAUCUCAUCAGCUCCACGUUUCCUGUUUUUAGAUGACAAUUCAUGGAAAGCAGAAGCUGAAAUUGACAUGGAGUUAUUCCACCAGGUAUAUAUUUUAUCAUUCAGUAUCCGCUCAGGAUAUUACUGUCCCCAGGAAUAAAUAGUUCUAUAUGCCAUGUUUCAUUUAAUAUUUUCGUUUGUUAACCUUUGCAGUGUGAAUCACUGAGCAGGAUGCCUUGUGUAAUGAUGGUUACGAAGUAUGUGGUGUGUGUAACUGUACACACUGGCUUUCAAACCUGCGUUUUAUUAGCCUUUAUUAAAAUGCAUCAACCGUUUCCACUCUAAUGUUAAGUGAUAAAAUCUACGUAUUUGUGAACAAUGCAAACCUAGAAAUCUACACAUAUAUUACUUAAACGAAAGUAGAACAGACAAUACAAGACACACGCAGGAAAAUCCUUUGUUUAACCAUGGAUCCUUCCAUCCUAAUAAUGUUUCUUUGAUGACCUUGCAGUUCUGUAAAAAGGUUUUGAUGCUUUGAGCUUGGUGCUCCAUCCAGUUUUGGGGAUUACAAAUUACUGGAAAGUGUGAAAUAUUUGCUAUUCAAUGUUUUCCCUUUUUUGCAGAAUCACCUAAUUGUAAAAGUUCCUCCUUACCACGACCAGAAUAUCACUUCUCCUGUGUCAGUGGUGAUGUUUGUGGUUACUAAUGCAGGCCGAUCUCAUGAAGUACAGCCUUUCACAUACACUCCGGAAGCAGGUAAUUACCCCACACGUUCCACUAAAAUACUGUGGCAGUAAGUUGCUCAGUUUGCAUACUUUAAAGAUGGUUUGUCAUGUUUGUUUAACCAUAGACUUUAUUCCCACAAUUUGGCUCAGCUUUGUUUGUUUGUUUGUUUGUUUUUCUUCAAAAAUAAAUCUUCCUUUUAGGAGGUUUUUUUCACAUACUGACAGCAAUUGGAGAAUGUUAGUUGGCUUCCUCUGCUGUGUAUCCGUGAUGACUUAAAGGACCACUAUAGUGCCAGGAAAACAUACUUGUUUUCCUGGCACUAUAGUGCCCUGAGGGUGCCCCCAACCUCAGGGACCCCCUCCCGCCGGGCUCUGGGGAGAGGAAAGGGGUUAAAACUUACUUUUCUCCAGCGCCGGGCGAGGAGCUCUCCUCCUCCUCUCCGCAUCCAAUCCUCCCUUUCGGCUGAAUGCGCAUGCGCGGCAACAGCUGCGCGCGCAUUCAGACGGUCUUAUAGGAAAGCAUUUACAAUGCUUUCCUUGGGACGCUUGCGUCUUCUCACUGUGAUUUUCACAGUGAGAAGCACGGAAGCGCCUCUAGCGGCUGUCAAUGAGACAGCCACUAGAGGCUGGAUUAACCCAUAGGUAAACAUAGCAGUUUCUCUGAAACUGCUAGGUUUAUAAAAAAAAAUGGGUUAACCCUAUAGGGACGAGGCACCCAGACCACUUCAUUACGAUGAAGUGGUCUGGCUGGCUAGAGUGGUCCUUUAAUAAUCAAGGUAGCCCAUGGUUACUUGAAAGAAAAAUGCAGAAUGUUUGUUUAAGCACUGAAAGCCAAAACUCUAACUGGAUGAUCCCCAGAUGUUGUGACACUACAACUCCUAUGAUGCUUUUAGAAUGACACAACAUGAUGGAUGCUGUAGUUUUAAAACAUCUGGUGAUCUACCCUUUGGGCGCCCCUGUUUUAGUAGUUCCUACAUGUCAUUAAAAAUAACUUUAAAACGGAUAAUGUUAUAUAGCCAGAUUAUACACCACGGGUGGCGUAUGAUAAAUUCAGAGAGUGCGCGGGAACUCUCGAGAUAUUCUCCCACACGCGCAGUGAGGCAGUAAGGGCUUUGUUUCUGCAUUGUCCGAGAAAAUAUCUGUCCCCCAGCAGUAUGCGUUAUUUUAUUACACGGAUUUAAACUUGAUAAAAGUGACGGGAAUAUAGAGUACUUUGUCCUAAAUAUAUUGGCAGUCUUGACGAAGUCUGUUAAUAAAAAAGAUUAAUAGAAUGCACAAAUAAAAUAAGCUAGCAAUGGUGGGUCUCCUUCCUUUAAUACAAAUACACUCCAGCUUGUUACUUCAGGCUAUCACCUUAUUAGUGUUAGACUUGUAAUAUUGAUCCUUAAACACAUACAUCUGCAGGGAUUUCUUUCCAGCUGUUCAUAAACAGGCAAAGCAUCAUGGGGGAUGUAGGAAAUGAUCACAUGGCAUGAAGUACUUAGAGAACUUCCUAUGGUUGCCCCUGGUAAACAUUAUCUGCUUUUUGCUGUUCAUGUUCCUGCCAAAAAAACAUAUUGGUAUAUGAUCAUUUAAUUGAUAUGAUAUGUUAAUGCACUGUUCCUUUAACAUGCUCCCUUAACAUCCUCUGUUCUUCCAUUGGCAGCCACCCCUGUUAAUGUUCUGGUAAAGAAUGAAAUACCGAGUCCAACACAGUCUUGUACUUUUGAAGACACUAUGAAAGGUAGUAAUUUUCUUUGAUUUUUACCCUUCCUUUUGGUAUUGAGUAUUGAGCGUGUGAGAUGCUGCUAAGGUGCCUUUCUCUGCAUCAUGCUUGUGUAUGGUCCCUAGCUGAGUUAUGACUAAGCUUGGCAUUCCAUAUUUUACAAUGAUGUAGAGUCAAUAGGGGCAGAAACAUUAGCCAUCACUGAUGCUAGCAAUUGGAACCUGCUAAUUCCCAGCCAGUACUAGGGUAAUGGGAUUCAACAGAGACUUGUUGCAACGGUGUCUGUUGUUAACGUAUUAAAUUGUGGUUCCGUUAGAGGUCUGUGCACUGGAUUUAGGUAAAAGCCACAUGAUUCCAAUAAAAUUACUGUCCAAAUGGCCCCUUCACACGUUUACUGAGGUUCUUAUGAGCCUGCAGUAGUUUGGCUAUGUGGACAAGCCAGUUGACUUGUUGAUUGUGUUUCUGUUAUGUCCCACCAGAGGGAGGCUGUUUGGGCACGAUGUGAUUGCAUUCUAACAAUUGCCAGGCUUUGUCCAAACUUUAAAGACAAGGUCUCUGCACAAGAUAUUAUGUGAUGGUUCUAAAUCCUAAAUUGCAAGGCAAGGAUAAUGCGAGGUGUGUGGUAUAGAAGCCAGCUGUCCAGCUAUCCAUCCACGUUAAUAAUACUACAAGGAAGCUGUGCGGUAUCAGCAUGGCACCAUCUUGUUGUGAUGGGUGGUAAUGCUACUUUAAUUGCCGUCAGACAUUUAAUCCGUGCUUAUAGAUAUGUGUGCGCUGAACCUUCUAUUUUAUUGCUCUUAGUAUAUUGGGAUAGUAAAGCACUCUGAUUUCCCAAUAAUUAAUGUGCUAUCUGGGAUGUCCAUUACAUCCACGCAUUUAGAAAAAAAAAAAAACUGUUCAUUAAAUGCUGGCUCUAAGGUCAUCUGGGAACAUGCCGCACCUCCUUCAUAAUAUGGCUGUUUACAUGUUGUGCCCUCUGGGCUCGGCAUGUGACCCUUGUUUUGGUAGGCUGAUAUGCUUUGCCAUUCUCACAGGAUGGGACUAUGGAAUGCAGGUUUGUGUGCGGUGGAUAUAAUGGAUUUGACUUGUGCGCUUGAAUAAAAGGGAGGCUGGGAAUGAAGAGGGCAAAUAACUUCCACUAAUUUCUUAAAUACACAAACAGUGGUGGGAAUUUCCAUAACUAGUAAAGCUUUCACAGUGUACAUGACAUGUUGAUGCAGAUUAGCACUGUUUCCCCAUUGUGGUAUUUCUGCACAGACAGCAAGCAAACAGCUCGCUUAGGACAGCUAGACAGACCAGGAAUAUUUGCCAAGGAUCUCCUAUUUGUAAUUCUUUUUACAUUACAUUAAAACCCCAGCGAGGCUCGGAAAAGGUUCCUGUUUUCCUGUCUGUGGUUGGCCAAGAAAAUAAUUCAGCUCAUAAUUUCUUGAAAUAGAACGCGCUUGCGAUUCUGCAUUCACAUUAAACCUGGAAUAGCUACCGGGCCAGUAACCCUUUAUUUCCCAGGCUAGCUACCAGGCCAGUAACCCUUUAUUUACCAGGAUCGCUACCGGGCCAGUAAACCUUUAUUUACCAGGAUAGCAACCGGGCCAGUAAACCUUUAUUUACCAGGAUAGCUACCAGGCCAGUAACCCUUUAUUUCCCAGGCUAGCUACCGGGCCAGUAACCCUUUAUUUACCAGGAUAGCUACCAGGCUAGUAACCCUUUAUUUCCCAGGCUAGCUUCCGGGCCAGUAACCCUUUAUUUACCAGGCUUGCCACUGGGCCAGUAACCCUUUAUUUACCAGGCUAGUUACCGGGCCAGUAACCCUUUAUUUCCCAGGAUAGCCACCGGGCCAGUAACCCUUUAUUUACCAGGAUAGCUACCGGGCCAAUAACCCUUUAUUUACCAGGGUAGCUACCGGGCCAGUAAACCUUUAUUUACCAGGAUAGCAACCGGGCCAGUAACCCUUUAUUUACCAGGAUAGCUACCAGGCUACCGGGCCAGUAAACCUUUAUUUACCAGGAUAGCAACCGGGCCAGUAAACCUUUAUUUACCAGGAUAGCUACCAGGCCAGUAACCCUUUAUUUCCCAGGCUAGCUACCGGGCCAGUAACCCUUUAUUUACCAGGAUAGCUACCAGGCUAGUAACCCUUUAUUUCCCAGGCUAGCUUCCGGGCCAGUAACCCUUUAUUUACCAGGCUUGCCACUGGGCCAGUAACCCUUUAUUUACCAGGCUAGUUACCGGGCCAGUAACCCUUUAUUUCCCAGGAUAGCCACCGGGCCAGUAACCCUUUAUUUACCAGGAUAGCUACCGGGCCAAUAACCCUUUAUUUACCAGGGUAGCUACCGGGCCAAUAACCCUUUAUUUACCAGGGUAGCUACCGGGCCAGUAACCCUUUAUUUACCAGGAUAGCUACCGGGCCAGUAACCCUUUAUUUACCAGGAUAGCUUACCGGGCCAGUAACCCUUUAUUUACCAGGAUAGCUUACCGGGCCAGUAACCCUUUAUUUACCAGGAUAGCUUUCCGGGCCAGUAACCCUUUAUUUACCAGGAUAGCUACCGGGCCAGUAACCUUUUAUUUACCAGGAUAGCUACCGGGCCAGUAACCCUUUAUUUACCAGGGUAUUUCUAUGUUUUCAUAGAUUUCCUGUAUAUUGCCUUUCUGCUGAGAAUGUACUAAUAUAGUGCCCUUCUGUGCCCAGCAUGCGCUAAUAUAGUGCCCUUCUGUGCCCAGCAUGCGCCUUAUCAGAGGUGCUCUCACAAUGAUUGGAAAAUGGAAAGUCAGAUCUCAUGGUGUCAGGACAGAGCACAGAUGGAGAACAUGAGAGGUCCAUGCCUUAGUGUCUUCCUACAUUAUGCGGUUUACUGUUUUUGUUCAGGAUUUCUUGCCUGACUGCCGUCCAAACCUCUCACCCAUAGAAGGGUUCUCUUAGAAUCGGGAUAAAGUCAUAGGCUUGGCUGUGGAGCAAGUCAUAAUUGUCCUCUGUGAUCAGCGAUUAUUUCAUUUCUGAGCUGUACUUCUCAUUGAAAUGUAGCAGACUUGUUACCAUGCCACUUCUGUCUGACAUCACACUUUUUUAGUCUGAACGCAGCUGGAAUGAAAGAUUAAUGCAUCAGAUUUCCAUAUAGUCCAUUCCAGACAGAAUUACUGUGAUGGUUCUGUUUAGCUUCCUUGUGGGAUCUGGUCCAUACCUGGAAUAUGUUGGACAAAGUGCAUGCAGCACACACAGGCGGAGUCAGGUCCUAUAGAACGCUGAUCAGUAAUGUUAUCUCCAGUUGUAAUGAUCAUGUGAUGUCACCUUUUGGGGUGUGUGGGUAUAAUGGAAUGAUAGCUGAGCAUAAUAACCAUGAAUACAAAUCACCUUAUUGGCUCAUGGAUGCUAGAUGCUGCAUUAUUAUAUCAGAAUCUUUGUAUGUAUCUCAUUGUAGUUUCUAUUUGUCUUCUCCUUGCAGUGGUUACCCCAUCUGGCCAUAACCUGGAACAGGUGAAUCUGAUUCCUAGUGCUCGAGGCUCUCCACUUAAGUCAGGCAGUCUGAUCAAGAAUGAAGAUGUGGCCCCCAUGGACCUGACAGCAGAGCAGAGAUCUUCGCCUGUGUACAAAGUGGGUUUAGCUCUUUUGCCUUAUAAACAGUACAGAACAAACUGGGUCAAUGUGUGUAAAGAGCAAUUCAGGGACAAAGUUCUAAAUGUCUGCUGUAGAGAAAUCAGCAGGAUCAAUCACCAUGGAAACCUAUGGAAUAUUCCUGCUGAUGGUGCUGUUGGUAUGUUGUCCAAGAAUUGCUCUUUAAAAUAAUUAAAAUCCUACUGGGUCACAGUAAGUACUCUGUGACCACUUUUUUUUUUUUUUAACUGAAUGUAAUUUUAUCAAAUCUUUUGUUUUGUUUUUAUUAUGAGCAUGUUAAAGGAUCACUAUAGGGUCAGGAACACAAACCUGUAUUCCUGACCCUAUAGGACUAAUCCUACCAUGUAGGUAGCUUGCCACCCCCUUAGCUCCACUAUGAAAUGUAAAACUCCCCUUAAUUCCAGUGCAGCGCGGGUCUGCCAGUGCUGGCUCCGCCCCCUUUGUGACAUCAAAAUGGCAGUUUUUUUGCCAAUCCAAUGCUUUCCAAUAGUGGCAGACUGAAUAAGGAUGAAAGGGGGUUAACAAAAGAGCUAACAAUUAUAUAUGUAUAAUAUAUUAUAUUAUAAAAUAAUUAAAGCAUUUUAUAAUAUAUUAUACAUAUAUAAUACAUAUAUAAUGCAGAUAUAUAAACCUAUAUUUCAAAAUACACUUAUAAUGAAAUUAUAUAUGGAUAAUAUAUUAUAAAAUGCUUUAAUUAUAAUAUAUUAUAACGUAUACCCUUAAUGGAAGCGAAUAUCAUUUUGCCUCUUUAUAAAUCACUGGUAAGACCACAUAUUAAAUAUGCUGUGCAAUUUUGGGCACCUGUUCUAAAGAAGGAUAUUAUGGCACUAGAAAAAGUGCAGAGGCGGGCUACUAAAUUAAUAAAAGGAAUGGAACAUAUCAGCUAUGAAGAAAGGUUAACAAAUUUAAACCUAUUUAGUUAAGAAAAACGUCGCCUGAGAGGGGAUAUGAUAACAUUAUACAGAUAUAUUCAGGGCCAAUACAAACCGGACUUUACAUUUUGCCAUGUUUGUAUUGAACACACCAUGUAAACAUUCACAGUGCAGGUGGAAAAAGUAUGUGAACCCCUAGACUAAUGACAUCUCCAAGAGCUAAUUGGAGUGAGAUGUCAGCCAACUGGAGUCCAAUCAAUGAGAUGAGAUUGGAGGUGUUGGUUACAGUUCUGGGUUUGCUUUUCACAAGAAGCAUUGCCUGAUGUCAAUGAUGCCUCGCACAAAAGAGCUCUCGGAAGACCUACGAUUAAGAAUUGUUGACUUGCAUGAAGCUGGAAAGGGCUAUAAAAGUAUCUCCAAAAGCCUUGCUGUUCAUCAGUCCACAGUAAGACAAAUUGUCUAUAAAUGGAGAAAGUUCAGCACUGCUGCUACUCUCCCUAGGAGUGGCCGUCCUGUAAAGAUGACUGCAAGAGCACAGCGCAGACUGCUCAAUGAGGUGAAGAAGAAUCCUAGAGUGUCAGCUAAAGACUUUCAAAAGUUACUGGCAAAUGCUAGCAUCCCUGUUAGCGAAUCUACAAUACGUAAAACACUAAACAAGAAUGGAUUUCAUGGGAGGAUACCACAGAGGAAGCCACUGCUGUCCAAACAAAACAUUUCUGCACGUUUACAGUUUGCACAAGAGCACCUGGAUGUUCCACAGCAGUACUGGCAAAAUAUUCUGUGGACAGAUGAAACCAAAGUUGAGUUGUUUGGAAGAAACACACAACAAUAUGUGUGGCGAAAAAAAGGCACAGCACACCAACAUCAAAACCUCAUCCCAACUGUGAAGUAUGGUGGUGAGGCAUCAUGGUUUGGGGCUGCUUUGCUGCAUCAGGGCCUGGACGGAUUGCUAUCAUCGAAGGAAAAAUGAAUUCCCAAGUUUAUCAAGACAUUUUGCAGGAGAACUUAAGGCCAUCUGUCUACCAGCUGAAGCUCAACAGAAGAUGUGUGUUGCAACAGGACAAUGACCCAAAGCAUAGAAGUAAAUCAACAACAGAAUGGCUUAAACAGAAGAAAAUACGCCUUCUGAAGUGACCCAGUCAGAGUCCUGACCUCAACCCGAUUGAGAUGCUGUGGCAUGACCUCAAGAAAGCGAUUCACACCAGACAUCCCAAGAAUAUUGCUGAACUGAAACAGUUCUGUAAAGAGGAAUGGUCAAGAAUUACUCCUGACCGUUGUGCACGUCUGAUCUGCAACUACAGGAAACGUUUGGUUGAAGUUAUUGCUGCCAAAGGAGAUUCAACCAGUUAUUAAAUCCAAGGGUUCACAUACUUUUUCCACCUGCACUGUGAAUGUUUACAUGGUGUGUUCAAUAAAAACAUGGCAACAUUUCAUUCUUUGAGUGUUAUUAGUUUAAGCAGACUGUGAUUGUCUAUUGUUGUGACUUAGAUGAUGAUCAGAUCACAUUUUAUGACCAAUUUGUGCAGAAAUCCAUAUCAUUCUAAAGGGUUCACAUACUUUUUCUUUCAACUGUAACUGCUUGAUCCAAGGAUAAAUCUGACUGCCAUUCUGGGGUCAAGAAGGAAUUUUUUUCCUAGCUUGUUGCAAAAUUGUGCUUCAAACGGUUUUUCUUUUGCCUUCUUUUGGAUCAACAGCAAAAAACAAAUGUGAGGAAGGCUGAACUUGAUGGACGCAAGUCUCUUUUCAGCUAUAUAACUAUACAUAUAUAGGAAAUACAAGUGUUUAUGUGUAUACACCCACACACGUAUUAUAUAUAUUCUACAUAUAUAUUUAACUAUUAACUACAUAAUUAUUUUAUUAAUUAUAAUUUGAUGGUCCUUUUUGACAACCCAGGCAGAUAGUGCAGAGAAUUUAAUUGGCAAGCCCUAUAUUUAACCCCGUAACUUUCCAAACACCAUACAACCUUUACAUGGGGCGUAUUGUUAUACUUGGGAGACUUCACUAAACACAGAUAUGAGCGUUUUAAAAAGUAAAACUUAUCACGACAAUAUCACCACCAGUAAAAGUGCAGUUUUUGGUUUUUUUAAAAGAAAAUGCAAAAAACAAAUAAAAACGCUAACUUUGGCCAGCGUUUGUGACUAAGUGGCUACUACAAAAGACUGGAAAUACCCAAUUUUAAAUACCAUGCAUGGGUUGUCUACAUUUGAAAAUGGUAUGCCAUGAAGGGAUUAAUUCACAUUCCUGGGCUACCAUAGGCAACAUAGACCCAGCAAACCAAUCUGGCAAACUCAUUGGUUAAGCCCUAUAUUGAUCCUGUAACUUUCAAAAACACUAUCAAACCCGUACAUGGGGGGAAUUGUUAUACUCGGGAGACUUUGUUGAACACAAAUAUGAGUGUUUAAAACAGAAAAACGUAUCACAACGAUGAUAUCCCCAGUAAAAGUGCAGCUUUUGUUUUAAAAAAAAACAAAAAAAAAAUAUGAACGCAAACUUUGUCAAGCGUUUGUGGCUAAGUAGCUACUAUAAAAGACUGGAUAAUACCCCAUUUUGAAUACCCUGGGUUGUCUACUUUUACAAAUGCUAUGUCAUGGUGAGGUUAAUUUUCAUUUCUGGGCUGCCAUACCGUCUCAAAGGCAACAUAGCCAAUCUGGCAAAUAGUAAUUUACAAAAACAGAAAUUGGCAAAUCUUAUGUUUAACCCUGUAACUUUUCAAAUCACCAUAAAACCUGUACUUGAGGGGUUCUGUUGUACUCAUGAGACAUUACUCUACACAAAUAUGAGUGUUUUGGAGCAGUAAAUGUAUUAUACUGAUAAUAUCUUCGGUGAAAUGGCAGUUUGUGUGAAAAAUGCAAAAAAAACAAAUAGAAAUGCUAAUUUUGGCCAGUGUUUGUGACUAAAUGGCUACUACAAAAGACUGGACAUUCCCCCAUUUUGGAUACCGUGGGUUGUCUACUUUUACAAAUGGUAUGCCACGAUGGGGUUAAUUUUCAUUCCUGGGCUGCUAUACGGUCUCCAAGGCAACAUAGGCCCAGCAAACCAAUCUGGCAAAUUUCAAUGCGCAAACAUGGAAAAAGGGAAAGCCCUACAUUUGACCCUUAUAUGUCUGCAAAAACCCAUAAAACCUGUACAUUGGGGGCACUGUUGUACUCAGGAGAUGUUGCUAAACACAUAUUGGGGGGGUUCUUUGUCAGUAACACAUAUCAGGAACUAAGAAUCCAUGCCUAAAUUACAAUGUGAGAGAAAAAUAACACAAAAAAAUCACUACCCAAAAGGUUGACAAAGGCUGGAUGUAGAAUUAGUGCAUGAAAAGUGUGAAAAUACCACCAUUUAAAAUACCCUAGGGCAGGGGUAGGCAACCUACGGCACUAGUGCCAUGCACUGCACUCAAGGCUGCUAGAGCCAAACGUGCUCUGGCCUAUCCGCAGUCCCAGUAAAACUUCAGAUAUCUGCUAAUACGAAGAGGUGGUGAAGGACAAUCCUCAAUUUAUGCAUUGCAGCAUGUAGAGGAAGUGAUCUCAGAGCACUUCAUUCCAGCUCUUGUGAAUGGGAAUCCACACAGUAGUAGAGCAGCUCGCAGUUGCUGUUGCAGCUACUGUCCUUGACCUGUACCUGGCUGGCCUGGUCCCCACUGGAACCCAGGGAAGCCACCCACACUGCUAGAUAUACACAGAAAUGCAGAAUAACCCUCCCCUCAUACAAAUAAUACAGACAGCCCACACACAAACAUACACACAAUCCGCUUAAACGCAACACCACUAACAAUCCACAUACAUGCACACAACCCCACAUGCAGCCUCUCACAUGCAAUACCCCAAACAGCCCCCGCACCCUACCAAACACACAAUGUGACAUAUCCAUCAACACACACAAUUCCACAAGCAGCCCCCAUACACAGCCCACAUUCAUAUGUAUCAUACACAAUACCAUAAACUACUCAUGAACAUAUACAAUAUAGCUCAAAUACGCACAAAUACAACAAUACAAAGCAGUUACAGUAAAAAUAACACAAGCAGAAUACGGCAACAUACACACUUCAAUUUAAAAAAAAAUAGGACCGGCACGCUACGGGACAUCACAAUCCUAUAUCAGCACAGUGCUGCUAAAAAUUGCCUACCCCUGCCCUAGGGUGUCUACUUUUCAAAAAUAUAUGGUUUGAUGGGGGUAAAUUACAUUGGCCGGCUUCAAAAAUGUCCCAAAUAGGACAUGGGUGCAUAAUGACCAGCUGAGAAAAUUCUAAGUUGGAAAACUGGAAUUCGCACCCUCCAAAUAAGGUCUUUUAGCCCUCAGAGAAACUGACACACCUAUACAUGGGUGGUAUCACUGUACUCCGGAGAUGUUGCUGAACACAUAUUGUUCUUUGGCAGUAACACUUAAAGUUCUCAGUACAUAUAUUCUUAAAUUGCUAUGUGUGUCAAUAAAAUCACCAAUUAUUUUGUUUUGUUUUUAGUUUUAAUACAAGUUUAAUACCUUAGGUUGUCUUCUUUUAAAAAAUAUAUACAUAUGAAGGGUUAUUCAGGGAUUCCUGACAGAUAUCAGUGUUACAAUGUAACUUGCGUUAAUGUUUUUUUUUGGGGGGGGGGGGAUGGUUUGGAAAUAUCAAAGUGCUACUUGUACUUAUUGCCCUAUAACUUUCCAAAAAAAGCUAAGAACAUGUUGACAUUGGGCAUUUCUAAACUCAGGACAAAAUUGUGAAACUAUUUAUCAUGGGUGUUUUUGGCGGUUGUAGAUGCGUAACAGUUUUUGGGGGUCAAAAUUAGGGGGAAAAUGUCUUUUUUUUUUUUACAUUUUUUCAUCAUAUUUUAUAAUUCUUUUUAUAGUAAAUUAUAUAAUAUGAUUAAAAUAAAGGUAUCUUUAGAAAGACCAUUUAAUGGUGAGAAAAAAGGUAUAGAAUAUGUGUGGGUACAGUAAAUGAGUAAGAGGAAAAUUACAGCUAAACACAAACAAAGCAGAAAUGUAAAAACAGCCCUGGUCCCAAACGGUAAGAAAAUUGUAGAUUAUGCUAACGUAGUGUACCUAUAAUCUUAAUUUUAAAGGGACACUAUAGUCACCAUAACAACUACAGCUUAUUGAAUUUGUUCUGGUGAGUAGAAUCAUUCCCUUCAGGCUUUCUGCUGUAAACACUGUCUUUUCAGAGAAAAUGCAGUGUUUAUAUUACAGCCUAGUGAUAACUUCACUGGCCACUCCUCAGAUAGCUGUUAGAGAUCCUUCCUGGGUCAUGGCUGCCUAAAAUGCAUCCAAACAUUCAGUGUCUCCACCCUCUGCAUGCAGACACUGAACUUUCCUCAUAGAUAUUCAUUGAUUCAAUUCAUCUCUAUGAGGAGAUGCUGAUUGGCCAGGGCUGUGUUUGAAUAAUGCUGGCUCUGCCCCUGAUAUGCCUCCUUGUCAGUCUCAGCCAAUCCUAUGGGGAAGCAUUGUGAUUGGGUCAGGCUACCACCUUUGAUGAUGUCAGCAGACUGCUUGUUUUUCUGAGUCAAACAGCAUGCAGAUUUACAGCUUCAGGCAUUGAAUACAGUAAGAUUUUGCUAUAUUUGUGGAGGCAUGAGGGGCCCAGGGGGGCUAGAUGGUGGUUUUAACACUAUGGGGUCAGGAAUACACGUUUGUGUUCCUGACCCUAUAGUGAUCCUUUAAUAAUGACAGGAGGCAAGUAUUUUGCAUAACUUUCUUUGCUUAUGCCUCUAGCAGCACAAGUCAAUCAAUAAACUUUAAACCAACCAGUAACAGGUAUCAUAUCCAUAUAUAAAGCCCUGACAGACACAUGACUUCCUCUUUCUUUGAUGCGAAAACAGUCUAUACCAACAUCAGGGAACAUAACCAAAGUCCCGAAUAACAUGUAGAACUCAAACUUGAUCCGAAAUGUGAUGUAUUCCAGCUUGUCCAAUGAUGAUCACACUGAAAAGAACAGAAAUACAUGAAAGGUGAUGGGAACAAACUGUUGUCCACCUUAAGUCCAAUACCACUAUAUAUAUUUUUUAAUUAUAAUGUAACAUAUCGUACAAACUUCUAACAUCAUGUAACAAACCAACAAAGAUUAAGCGGACAUCAACCAGAUUAAACAUCCUAUAAAUAUUCAGAAGUAGAUAGGAAUUACAAAAUAUGAUACUGUGAACAUGGGAAACAGUGAAAACAAAACUAAGGAGGGAAAAUGCUCGCCUCCUGUCGUUAUUAAAAUUAAUUAUAGGUACACGAAGUUAGCAUAAUCUACAAUUUUACAACAUGACAGGAGGCUUCAUAUUUUGCAUUUUUAACGCUGUGGAAAGAACACAAGAUGCGUGAAGAGUCUGAUGAGGUAAAAUGCCCUGAAGGUCUCUUCCUGCGAUCAAACGAAGAAAAUUGGAGAUGCCAGAGAUGCAUCCAUGCCCCGAAUGACCGAUAAAACCAAUCUCCACAACCCUAUGAACAAUAGCCAAUGUACCCAUCCAGCUAAAGUGGUGGCUGUAACUGGUAUGAAAGGUACUGUAUACAAAAAGAGAGGCUGGCUCGAUUGUGAAGGCCGAAGAGGUGUAGACACCACCACAUAACAUGAAAGUAGUAUGAGCUUCCCCGAGAGUUUGUUGACGUGAAAAUCCAAAACAACUGGCCAAACCCACAGGGAACAGAGAUCUACAUACCAUAACCGAGUGUAUUUCGAUACUGGUUCUGGGUAAUAUGACGCCUCGUGACCUACCAAAGGUUCUGAAGUGGAAUGUGAGCUGCCAAAGUCUCCGAUGGUAUCUUGUGGGUUUUUCAGUAAAAUGGAAGACGGUGGAAGGAGCAAUGGAAAGUCCAGAGAUGGAGUAAAUAGGUCUGGGAAGCCCCUCUGCUUUUGCCGUAGGGGCGAGGUGAGCGUCACCUAGGUCUCCGCUGUGCCAAGGUGAUCAAGGACUCUCGUCAACAUUGAAAAGGUGGCAUGCGUUUGCCCUUUGCAAUGGCCCAGGUUGGAGACAUGCGUCCUCUGUUCGCAUUGAUGUCUGCCCAUGCGGUUUAUGUAUAAAGUCGCUGAGAUAUUGUCCAUGUGUAGGAGAAUACAACAAUCAGACAUGUCCUUGGCUUGCUGUAGGUCGCAGAUGAUCCCACCAUCAGUCGUCUCCUCCCCAGACCAUGGGCCUCUGGUAGGAGUAUGUGCAGUGAUCUUCCCAGCCAUAGAGGCUGAUGGUCGAAAGUCCAGGCCUGUGUAGCCCCUAGAUGCUGUCGCCGUUGCAGAUGGUGAGUAGCUCUCUUCUGGAACAAUAGCUGGAGCGCAGCUCUCCGCCUGUGUUGGAGUGUGGUCUCCUGCCGCCGCUGGAGUUGAAAUGUGGCUCUGUGCUCUGGCAAUUGGGAAGGGCUCUAGCGCCUGUUGUUCUUUGGCUUGGGUUUGUUUGUUAGGAGAGGCCUGUCGAGAGUGGCUUUUGUCCUCGUGCUUGAUCUUUAGUCUGCAGCGAGGCUGUCGCCAUGUGCCUUUCCAGUCGGGCCCAGAAAUCCUGGAAUAUUGCCGCCAGCCUCUGCUGGGGGCUCUCCAUGCGGCUGCUUUCUGCAGUACAAGUUGGUAUCAGGCUCUGCUUUGUGGUGUAAGGCCUUCCCGCCAUUUUAGCAGGCAUGGUUAUGUGCUCUUUAGUUACAGGUGUUGUCCGUAAUGGCAUCAGGACGGAGUGUUAUAAAAAGAGUUUUGAUUCAAGUGAUCCAAAUAUAAUUUUGCCUCUUUACAAAUCCAUGGGAAGACCCCACUGUGGCAGAAAUGCCUCUGCCACGUGUUUUUAGAGGGACCUGCUGGCUAGCCUACUGCCCAAAGACUAUGGGCCCUGCAAAAACCAUGUUAAAAGACUUUGUUCGUGCCAUGUCCUUAUACUGUUCGGGAACUGAACAGAUGUACGUCCCAUGGACCACCCGGGAGCUUGUUAAACCCUAUUAAAACCUUAUAACGGUUCUCAUCUCAGUGUUCUAAUUGUCCGUCUGAGUGGCCGCAAUUCGUAUGGACGACCACGAAGUGGCGGCUAUCUUGUUCGCAUGAACGCAGGCAGUAGUGUUUGGUCAUCGAGUUCAUGGAACUAAAAUCGGACACUGAAACUCCCAAACACCGUAAAUCCUAGAAGAGCACUGUUCGGUGGAAUUGUUCGUCUGAAUGAAGGAAACAAGCUCCACGGUUCAUAUAUAAACUACGUUUGAUAAUUCUUUCAUUUUUAUGUUACUGAAGUUCAAAAAAAGUGACUUCCAUGAAAAACCCAAACCCCUGAACCGAUCAGGGUGAUUUUUGGAUAUGUUGAUCACCCAGAUCGGGGCUGUCAGGGGAUGUGACUUUUGUGAGGUUUUUAUAUAUUUUGGGGGGUACUUUUGGGGUGUUUGUACAUUGUGUGUUUUCUGUACCUGGAGAUAAUUGGGUUAGUACAGUCCCUGACUCAAUUAUCUCUCAGGCACAGGGGAGGGAUUACCCUGUGAUUUUUGUGGGAAACAUGGGCUUGUGCAUAAAAGGCUGUGUGUGGCCCUGAAUAAAACAGACUACUCCCAGCAUUAUGCCUCGGCUCAUGUGUGGGGGGGGGAACAGCUUGCUCUUUUACUGGCUAAACUCCAAUUCUCUCUUGGAGGAGAGAUCUUCCCACUGGGAGCUGGAUCCAGGUGUUGGUCCAGUGUAGGAAGGGACGGCGAGAUCCCAGCUAAGCUAAGGGAGGCUACAGUGCUUUUGGUACUCAGCGUCUAUUAGGAAGCGUGAUUGGCGGAGGUACCCAGUCGGGGUACCAGGCGGUCCGCCACACCCACCUUGAGUACGCGGUGCAAUUUUGGGCACUGUUUUUUUUGUUUUGUUUUACAUUUUUGUUGUACAUAAGUAUGACAGAUAAGCUGGUGAUGCCACAACAGCAGACACAGGCAUUUCAAAAGGCAUAUUACUGUGGCAUGUAAUUGAACUGCACAUUUUUAGUAAUAGGAUAAUGUAAGCCAUGUCAUAUAUUGAAAGGCAAGGCGAUUAACUGAAACAUACUGCGUUGGCUGACAUUGAUAUAGUCAAAGAGAAGAAGGUAAGUUAACACGCUAAACUAUGGUACUUCCAUAGCGCUAUGUGAGGACCUCCAGCGUCGCUGAAAUGCCCAUAGUAAAACAUUGAAUAAUAAUGAAUGCCGCGCAUGCGCAUUAGGUCUCCUGACGUUGGCGGAGGGACAUCAGCGCUUGACUCUGGUAAGUCGCUGAAGGUGUUUUGACCCCUUCAGCAACUUGGGAUGGGGCGUGGGAGGAAGAGGGGCACUAGAGAUUCCCUUUAAGGACGCAGCUUCAGAAGCUGAACAUACCUUUAAUGACACAAGCUAUUUUUGCAUUUUUUGCUGUUUGUGUUCAACUGCAAUUUGAAUAUCUCUCAUUUAUUACAUUAACACAUUAAAUACCGUUUUUCUAAAGGACAAAAUGGGCAGUUUAUUAUUAAAAAUAUUUUUAAAAAUUAAAAUUUUUUUUUUAAAAACACCUUUUCUUUUCACAGUUUUGGCAAAAUUAGUGUGUGAGUAAUAUGUCCAGCUUAGGAAAAAGUUAUUGAAAAUUAAUUUAUGUGUCGUGAUUUACCCAGUGCAUAAUAUGUAUAGGAUUUCAGCUUCACAAAAUACAAGGAGUAAUAUAAAAUUUCAAUGUGAAACAAUUUAAGAAGUUGGUAUGUUUGACUUGUAAGUUUAAUAGUCGUCACAGAAAACAAAAUUGCUACACAAAGGUAUAUAUUUAUAUAAAGUAGACAUCACAGGCUAUUUAUCGAAGGGUAUUUUGACUUUUUUCAUAGCCGUUUCACCAUCAAUCUCUGCUAAAUAUUGUAGUAAAAUUGUGUUUUUUCUGUUUUUUGACAUACAAACAUAUAACAAGAUUUUUUUAAAUGUGUAUUUUGUAAAGCUGUUGUGUGCUAUUCCUGGUCAAAAUCCUAUAUUGUGUUCAGCUUCAUCUGCGGAGUACAACAAUACCCCCAUUGUAUGCCUUUGCUACUGUUCUGGGAAGCUACAAUGACAUGUAAGAGGCAAGACUAUUUCAGUUUCUACAGUUAGAAAAUUCAAAGAUGGAUUGGAUGGACCUAUGUCUUAUAUUGGGGCAUUAUCGUAGUUUGGUUUGGUUGUUCAAAUGACCACACAAAGACCUUCCAUUCGUGAAAGUAGACACUCCAGGGUAUCUCGUAUGGCAUAUAUUGUGCCUUAAGAUGUCGUAAUUUUUUUACCGUUAUAUGGCAGUUUGUGGUAAAAUAUUUCUCGCAUUUUUUACUUAAAGGACCACUAUAGUGCCAAACUAGUUUUCCUGGCACUAUAGGGUCUUUAGGUCCCCCCUACCCUCAUGACCCCACCUGGCUGAAGUGGGAGGAAAGGGUUAAACCCUUACCUUUCUUCAGCACCGGGCGCUGGGGACUCUCCUCCCUCUUCCGACAUCAUCCUCCGAAUGCGUAUGAGCGGCAAGAGCCGCGCGCGCAUUCAGUCAGUCCAUAGGAAAGCAUUCUCAAUGCUUCUCACUGUGAAAAUCAAUGAAAAAGCCACUAGAGGCUGCAUUAACCCAUAUGUAAACAUAGCAGUUUACAGCAGGCAGGGUUAAACCUAGAUGGACCUGGCAGCCAGACCACUUCAUUGAGCUGAAGUGGUCUGGAUGCCUAUAGUGGUCCUUUAAGCAUUACAUUUGUGCUGGGCAUUAUGUAUAUUUGAUAUGUUCCAUCAUGAUCAAAUACUCAAAAUUAUACUCUGCUAACUCUUCUGAGUAAAACAACACCUCCAAUGUAUGACUUUGACACUCCAAUGUAUGACUUUGACACCUCUUUAAGAGGUUCCCGGAUUCCAUUUUGUUUUAUGCUGUUUAUUUUGUUUUUAUGCAUAGGAUAUGGCACGACGUUCUUGAGCUUUGGGUUCAGUACCAGUAGAAAUACUAUUUCAUGACUGGCCUGAAUAUAGAAUAACUCACCCCACUUUUCUAAGCCUGGCAUAGUCAGUACUAUCGUGGUUGCCUAGCUUGUUUCCUUGAUCAUAAUCAUCAUUACUCGUCAGCUCUUAUCAUCAUGUCUAGAAAGCCAGCCUAAGAAUUUAAAUGCCUAUCACUCAUAAUAUUCAGCGUUUCCCUUCUGACAAGAUGUCUUACCAGCUAGAAACAUUUAGACAUGCUAGCUGUACUUGUUAGAUUUUGUUUUUUUUCCCUAAAUGUAAAAGGUACAGUAUUUCAUGCCAUUUCUUACUAUGUUUCCACCUUAUGCUUGUUGAUUAUGCUCAUGAGGAAUGCCUAUGUAUUCUGUUUGUUACGCUGUGCACUAUAAAAAUAAAGAAUAUAUAUUUAAAAAAAAAAAACCCGCAAAGAAACCCUGACAGAACCUUGGCGUGGGAUAAUUUUUUCGCUAGUUAGUACCAAGUCUAGUAGUAGUAAGCAUUUUCUCUGCCUUUUUGACACUUUGAGAUUUUACUGCAUAGUUUGCAAUCCUUAGGUGUGCUACGGCAGUAUAACGCUUCAUAUGUCGCUCAGCUUUUUCGUCUGAGUACAGCAUUACUUCCGCGUGUACCUUUCCCAGGUAUAUGUGGAUGUUGAAGGUGCAAAGUUGAGACUCUGCCAAUUCAGGUUUUUUUCAAACUUGUAUUUUUUACGCUGGGUCCAUGUCCUAUUUUGGGGCAUUUUAGCAAGUUGCUGUAGAAUCAGGCAAAUAUUAAUGGGUCAAACUGAGGCACUGUCUGUCACCUCUGAAUCCGUAGUCAGAAUUCUCUAAGCCUCUUGGGCACUGAAUUUCCUAAGCAUUUUGAACUUUUUACACAAGAACUUUAACAAAAAUUUUAUUUUUUUUGUGGAUUUUUUUAUUUGUAUUUUUACCCCUAGCAUACAUACUAAACUCCCCAAUUUUUUCAACUAUCAACCACCCCAAUUAACUAAAUACAAGUAAAAAAAUUUAAAACAAAAAUUAAGUCAGCGGUCAGAUAAUAGAAGAACUACAACAAAAAUAUUAAUUGUGAGAGGGACAAUCAGGACAAUAAAAACUGGUCUCUGUUCGAAUGCCCCUCUGGUAACACAACCUGCACCUUUUCUGGAGGGUCUUUUUUGGGGGUUGUUGGGAUCCAAAAGCAGUAGUGACCUGUCUAAAUACCUCUGCUGCUAGGCCCUGAUGAUGGCUCCCCACUGUGGCACUCAGUGAGCAGCACAGAAAUUAGCUGAAACUGAAAUGUAAGAAAAUUACUUUCAGCUGAGGAUUUGCCUUUCUGAAAAGGAUGAAUGCAUUGUGAGUAGCCAUUUGCAGUAAAUAAAUGCCCUUUUUCUCAUACCAGGCCCUGGUCUUUCUCAUUAUCAGAUAUUGCUGCAGCAGUUGAUCAGACAAGUCAACUCCCCCCAUGUGUUUAUUGUAUUGCUUAAAGGACCACUCUAGGCACCCAGACCACUUCAGCUUAAUGAAGUGGUCUGGGUGCCAGGUCCAGCUAGGGUUAACCCAUUUUUUUUAUAAACAUAGUUUCAGAUAAACUGCUAUGUUUAUGAAUGGGUUAAGCCUUCCCCCUAAUCCUCUAGUGGCUGUCUCAUUGACAGCCGCUAGAGGUGCUUGCGUGCUUCUCACUGUGAUUUUCACAGUGAGAGCACGCCAGCGUCCAUAGGAAAGCAUUAUGAAUGCUUUCCUAUGUGACCGGCUGAAUGUGCGCGCGGCUCAGCCCAGGAGGAGGAGAGCUCCCCGCCCAGCGCUGGAAAAAGGUAAGUUUUUACCCCUUUCCCCCUUCCAGAGCCGGGCGGGGGUCGGGGUCCCUGAGGGUGGGGGCACCCUCAGGGCACUAUAGUGCCAGGAAAACGAGUAUGUUUUCCUGGCACUAUAGUGGUCCUUUAAAGCAGACAGACAGCCGUCUUGUUUCCCGUCUGCCACGAACUGCAACCCUGCGCGUGUGUUCACUGUGCAUGGUAGUCAGGAUAAACACCUCCUUUUCGUCUCUGUAUUUCAGAGCCAGCAGUUCGUCCUGGCAGAGAGCAGCCGUUUCCCCCUUUUUAAUUGUUUUCUCUGCCAGAGCCUUGGGGAAGCCAGUGCGUGUCUUGCGGAUAGCGCCGCAGACCACAGUCUCAAAACAAUAUAGCAUUUUCUGGAGGGGUAUGUUAUUGUAAUAAUUAUCAAGGUAGAGGUGGUACCCCUUGUUCAGUAGCGGGUUCAUUGGAUCCCAAACUAUUUUUCCGCUAGUCCCAACUACAUCAGGGCAACCUGGGGGAUCCCAGUGACUAUCUUUACCUUCAUAUACUCCGAAGGGAUAAACAUACCCACUGCCACUUUCACAUAACUUGUAUAGCUUGAUGCCAUACCGGGAUCUUUUGGCUGGGAUGUAUUGCUUGAACCCCAGUCUACCCUUGUACUUUGAGGGACUCGUCUAUACAUAUAUUUUUUGGGGGUGUAUAAGUUGUGCCAAACUCUUUAUUCAAAUGGGUAAUUAGGGGGCAAAUUUUAUAUAGUUUAUCAUACUGCGGAUGAUCUCUUGGGUGGCACUUUGAAUUGUCAUUAAAGUGCAAAAAACGCAGCAUUGAUUCGUAUCUGGGCCUACUCGUGGUCUGGGAGAAAAUGGGGGUAUUGCAUACUAGGUUUUUGGACCAGUACAUUCGAAUGCUGGGCAUUUUUUAUAAUGCCCAUUAGCAUGGUUUAGCAACUGUUUCAUUUCUGGCACACUGGUGAAGGGGGUUUUGAUACUUUAAAACACUUUUGUGUCUUUCAGGGACCAUCUCUCUCCACUUCACCACACACACACACAGAGGUGGAGGUAACGGUGAUCACUGUGACUGGCUGUCACAGCGAUUAUAUGUGCUGGGACAGCACUAUUGGCUGUUGCUGGUCUUUAUCAAACGCUGAGGCACCCAGCAACAGCGUUAACGCCACGGUCGCGGUGAUCUGGCGUUAACUUUAGUAAAUGACAGAAAUUUUCUGACAAGCGUCCUUAAGGGUAGGUCUGUCUUGACAGAAAAUUGCGGCAAGCGUCGUUAAGGGGUUAAGGAUAUUAUUGAUAUGUAUGUAAACACGUUGUUGAUCCAAGGAAAAAUCUGAUUGCCAUUAUGUAGUCAAGAAGGAUAUAUUUUCCCUUGUGGCAAAUAGCUACAAUUUAGAUGUUGUUUUUUUUGGGCUUGUUUUUGUUUUUGGCCUUCUUUUGGAUCAAAAGCAUAAAAGAAUGGGCUUCACGGUUGAACUUGAUGGACUUUUUUCAACCUAGACUACUAUGUAAGUAUUCAUCCUCUACAUUUGUGAAAUGCCUGUAUAAAUAAAAUUACAUUUUGUAUCAUUUACCAACAAUCUGUUUACUUAAAUGGUUGUAUUUUUCUUAUGUCAUGUGUUUCCAUGUAUUUUUAAACAAAAAUGGCAGUGAAUUUAUUUAGGACACACCAAUAUAUAAUUUGCAGCAUGGAAAUUCCAAACUAGAUGUUGUUUCAGAGAGAGAGAGAGACACAUACUCUUUGGUGCUAAUAUUAAUCAUCUUUGUUCUGGUUUGUCCACAGACAUCAAAAAUUACUGCACCAGCUCAGCAGAAUUUGGAGCCUGUGCCCAGUAGCGCCUCGUUUUCUCCUACUGUAACACAUCUACCAUCUGAAACUGACCGAGAGACCCCAAUCCCGGUCUUCAGCCCUGAACCCCUUUCCACCAUCCAGACUCAAGAUAUCGCAGCAACAAACAGCUUCCAGACUCCUCCCAGCCAGUGUCCGAGCAAUGACUCCAUCAUGCAACAAGCAACAACAUUUCAAGCCAUGGAAUCCCAGUCCGGAGAGAAUAUAACCCAAAUGUCAGAGGCCACACAGCCACCACCACAGCUGCCAUUACAAGAACAAGCACAGACAAUACAGCAGCAAAUCUCCCCAGGCAUUUUCUCAUCACCAAACAACAUCAACCAGUUACAGAGUAAUAUGCAUCAGCUGCAGCAAAGCAGCUUUCAACCAAACGUCACUGGAAACAAUGCAGAGGUUCAUUUAGUACAACAGUUAUCACACGUGCUCUUCUCUGGCCAAGGAGGGAGCGAAAGUGAACCGUCUUCAAUAGGACAAGUACAGGAGCAGCUGAAUGCUGGGAUAUUUCAGCCGGUCAGUUCCAUCCAGAACAGUUCAGGACCUGGGAUUUUUGGUUCCCCAGAAUCCGUUCAUUCUUUAUCCAAAACCGUGCUUUCUGGAAGGACUGAUAAUCUCCUACAGCAGGCUGAAAACUCCUUGUCCAAUCAGCAGCAGGCUAUGGAGACCACCGCGGCCCUCGUAAUGGAAAUGCAUCAGUCUCCUGGACCAAUUCAAUCUGAACUUUUCCAAACGCAGAAUUCUGGAGCCGGGGGCAUCCAGUCCUCAGUUUACCAACACCAGCAGGGAUCACACUUGAUCAGCGGGCUCUCCACAAGUGAAGAGAUGCAGAUGCAGUGUGAUCUAUUCUCUAAUCCUGGUAUUUCCGCAAGUGAAGGCAACGCUGGACAGCAGCAGUUGCAGCAGCAGUUAUCGGCUUCAACACCUGGUAUCUUCCAGCCUUCCAGCUCUGCCAACAGCGAGAACACAUCGACGCAGGCAGAACAAAUGCAGAACGACGUCUUUCAAAAUAUGGUUCAGAUGCAACAUAGUGGAGAAAACCAGACUCAAGUAAAUCUCUUUUCACCAGCAGAAGACAUGCUUGGGGUUCAGCCUAGUGGGAACCAGCAGCAGGGAAAUGGCAUUUUUCAACAAGCUGGUGAUAUGAUGACGAUUCAGUCAGGUGGCUUUCUGCAGCAGUCUCCUCAUUCCCAUGCUCCACUUUACCACACCCAGAACACUAUUGGUGACAGCCAAAAUAUAUCUCAGGAUACUCAGGGCUCGAUCUUUCACCCCAGUAACGCUAUGGUGCAGCACCAGAACUCUUUAGCCUCACAAGAUCAACUGCAGCCUCAGCUUUUUCAUCCGCAGAGCGCCAUGUCUGUUCUCCAGAACUCUUCAGCUCCGGAGCAGCCUUCGGCCAACAUGUUCCUCUCUCAGAGUGCAAUGAACUCCCUACAGAAUAGCGCAGUUGUUCAGGACAAGCAGAUGUCAUUUUUUGCAAGUCAGAAUCCCCUCCCUUCACUUCAACCUGGACAGAACACAGACCAGCAGACAGCCUUCCAGCAGCAGACCCCUCUAUCUCACAUGCAGAAUACUAUCAUUUCUCAGGAACAGCAGUCCCAACAAAACCUGUUCCAGACACAGAACCAGCAAACCUCCAUCUUCCAGGCAGCUCACUCCAUGGUGGGGAUCCAGGGCAGCCCCUCGCAACAUGAGCAGGCUCAAAAUUUGCUUUAUAACACUCAGAAUUCAAUGGCCUCUAUGGGUUCCCAAGAACAGCAGCAGAACAUGCUCUUCAGCACCAGUCAAGAGCAGAUGACCACACAAGAACAGCAGAGUCAAGUCAUGUUUCACUCCCAAAACAUGGAUUUUCAAGGACAGAGCCCUGUUUCCUCCCAGCAUGAGCAACAGCAACAAUCCCCCAUGUACCACAACUCUCCCCAGCUUCAGCUGGUUCAGCCAUCGUCCUCUCCAGAGCAGCAGGUGACCAUGUUUAUGUCUUCUGCCUCAAUGCUGCAGAGCAGUAUGAGCCAGCAGGAGAUGCAGCAGGCAGGCAUGUACACACAGCCGAUCCAGGGCAACACAUCCUCGUCUCAGCAGCAGGCUGCCGCAAUGUUCCACAACUCCGCUGCCGGAGCUAUGGGUCAAAUGCAAAACCAGCAAGCGUCAUCACCGCAGGCGUCAGGGAUGUUUCUGUAUGGCAUUCAGAACAGUGAGUUAUAUUGAAUUUUUCCACAAUUGCUCAGAUUUCUGAUCAGUUACUGUAAUAUAGGAUACAAUCCUCUAAACCUGGGGUACAGCUUGAAAUAAGACAUUUGAAAUAAAUGUUUCCAUAGUUUUAUAAAUCUUUUUGCCAAAUGUAGCUCCUUGCCACAGAUUUCCUCUUGUUGGAUCUUACUGAUUAUGGUUGUAGAAUUAAAGAAUAAGAAACAUUAUUGAACUCUCUCCCACUCCCACCGACCGCACAGGAGCACACCUCCCUCAGUGGUUAUUGCUAUAGCUGCACACCAGAUAAUUUAUUCAUCCUGCCAACACAUCUGUCCCCAUUCUGUACCUUGGUUGAUACCAGUGGAGUGGUCAGUAGGUAAUACUUACUACCUGUUGUGUUAUCCAGAGAAUGACUAAAUACCAGACCCAACACCUGCACAAUUAACAUAAAAUGGAAUUAUGAGAUGCUCACAAACAACCAGUAGGGACAAUCCCAGUCUACAGUAUAAAAGCCAACAACUGAGCAUUGUAAUAUACAAAUAUCUCAUUCAUUAUGCUUUUAAUUCCUCAGAUUGCAACCAAAUGAUGCCUCAAUCAAGUGGCUCUUUGACGGAGCAGAUGAUGGCCUUGGGUCAGUCGGGCCAGCCUCAAGGAGAUGGGCAGUCUGUGAGCACACUUCUUUCUCAGCAGAUGUCUGAGAAUUCUUCAAUGACGGCUGAUCAAAACAUGGAGAAGAUCAGUGAUUUGCUGGUGUCUCUGCAGAACCAGGGGAAUAACUUGUCAGGUUCCUUCUGAUUUGUUGGUGAGUAUUGUGCUUGCAAUUCUGACAUUUUGAGCUGUUACAGUAUGAUCGUGCUGUCACUCUCCUGGUUCUGGAAGCUCCUGUCACUGAGCAAGCACAGCUGUACACUCUGACACUCUCAGCCAACGAGUGCAACAUCACAUGCUUUGGAAGUUCAAUAAAGUCCCAACCCAGUCAGAAGAUAUCAUAAGACAAAGUAUGGUCUACUUUGUCUUUUAGAUUUUUUCUGUGCUUGAUGAAGAUGGAGUUGCCACUAUCAAGCACCCAGCCAUCACAAUUAACAACUGAUUGUAAAAGGCUAUGUCUAUGAAGGUUCCAGUAGGAGACUCCAUAGACCUCAAUGAUGUAAUGCAUGCAGGUGAAGUGUUAGGAGCUGAAGUGGAUGCACUAGAUCAAGAUGGCGGUGGCUAUGAGGGACAAGUUCCAGUAAGUUAAACCUACCUUGCCCUGCACCCUCAGACCACCGCACUGCUAAUGGAGCAGUCACAGUCAAUGGUCUUUGUAACAUAUACAAAGACCCCAGAAGGUGACAUAGCCACUUUAAGAUGAGACACUUUAAGAAGAUCAAUACUUUAAUUUUCUUUUCCUCUCAGGAUUACUCAUUGCGUACCUAUGUUAAAGGACCACUAUAGUGCCAGGAAAACAUACUCGUUUUCCUGGCACUAUAGUGCCCUGAGGGUGCCCCCACCCUCAGGGUCCCCCUCCCGCCUGGCUCUGGGGAGAGGAAAGGGGUAAAAACUUACCUUUUUCCAGCGCUGGGCGGAGAGCUCUCCUCCUCCUCUCCGCCUCCGUUACGCCCCGCCGGCUGAAUGCGCACGCGCGGCAAGAGCUGCGCGCGCAUUCAGCCGGUCUCAUAGGAAAGCAUUUACAAUGCUUUCCUAUGGACGCUGGCGUGCUCUCACUGUGAUUUUCACAGUGAGAAGCACGCAAGCGCCUCUAGUGGCUGUCAAUGAGACGGCCACUAGAGGAUUAGGGGGAAGGCUUAACCCAUUCAUAAUUAUAGCAGUUUCUCUGAAACUGCUAUAAUUAUGAAAAAAUGGGUUAACCCUAGAAGGACCUGGCACCCAGACCACUUCAUUAAGCUGAAGUGGUCUGGGUGCCUAGAGUGGUCCUUUAAGUGAUCACAGGUCUAAUCUUAUUGGCUGAAUUUCACUGGUAGAUCAGCACAUUACAAACCACGUGGACCAUUCAUUUUAUCUCUUCAUUUCUCUGCACAAUUUAAACUGGCUUUUUACUCUCAAUAAAGUCUAAAAUACAGGGCCUGACACAUAUGUAGAUUUUUCUAGUACAGAGAUCUUAAUUAGUUCAUCCACAGGGCUGUAGCAUUGUAGAAUGGAAUAUAUUAAUAAUAGACAAAGAGGAGGGCCUUUUACAGACCCUUCUGGAUAACAUUGUGUAAGCUUUCUAUGUUGUGCACGUGCUAUGGCUUUUUAUUAUCUCACAAUGAAAACAAAUAUUCUGUAUAUUUCAGGUGCCCUGGGAAAGGAUGUUGUAAAACUGGAUUAUUCUGUAUAUCAGCCACGGUCCAAGUAGUCUGCUUGUAGUGCUGUGUUCCCUGGUUUGUUCAUAUCCUCCUUCAGUAUUUAGUGACCAAGGCCAACAGGCCGAUAGACUGUCAUACUCUACAAAGCAGUGGGAAUCGAGAGAACUGCUGGGAGCUCAACUCUUAGUGCUCUCUGUAUCUGCAUUGGUUGCAAUGUUUACCUUUUAUUAGGUCCAUGUCCACCAUAGUUCGUUUUUAUGUGUGUGUGUAUAUAUUUGUAUAUAAAAUAUAUAUAUUUUUUCCCCUCUAUUUCUCCCUGAAAGGAUAUAUUUAUAGUCUAUUAGAGAAGCUGUGAUUAGUGAGGGCUGGUCUCACCACAGGUUGUGGUCUGGAUGAUAUAAAAUUUGCACAGUACAUGAGAACAAGUGCUGAUGACUUAUCCAACAAGAGCGAGCUAGAUCGAUUGGCAGUGGGCCACAACUUUCCCCCGGAAUGUCUUCUCUCAUGUCAUAUGGACUUUAUCAUGGAGAUGCAUUUCAGAAAGACUCUGCUGACAAUGAGGCUUGCUCUGUAAAGAUUUCUUAAUGCUGCUUGGUCCUACAGCCUCCUUAUUGGCAGACGAGUCAACGAGCCAUCGGUGGGUGGCAUUUUGUGGCUACAUUGCUCACUCCUAUGGCCUUCAGGAGGUCUUAUCUGGCACAUCAUGUCUAGUUUUAAAUCAUCUUGUAUACAAUGGAAAUCUGCAGAUACACAGUGUAUUAAACAUGAAAAUCUUCUCAGCGAAGUAUCUUCUGAAGAUUUUUAAUCCAACUUAACAUUCUUUCUCAACGGCCAAGGUCCUUGUUCCGGGCAGCUGAAAGCCCAGCACUUCCAUAUCUGCAUUAAAAGGUUUUUUGUUUUUUUGUUUUUUUUUUUGCUUCAAGAAUACCCAGCUUUUGAGAAUUAUUAUUUUUUUUUUUUUUUAAAUCACAUUGAAAAGCUUUUCUUUUUAAUUCAAACGGUGUAUGUGCAAUUUUUAACUUUCGAUGAGAUAAUGUCCAGACUGGGAAUAUGGCGUGUCUGUUUGAAUGAGAUGUAUACGUUCAAAUUACUUUUUUGCAUUAAAAAAGCAAAGAAUUAUCCAUCUAUAUCCUUCUUAAAGGAACACAAUGGUCACCUGAACCAGAACAGCUUAAUGCGUGCCUCUAGUGUCUAUAGCCAGUCUUCGCAGGCUUUUUAAUGUAAACUCACAGAGAAAAGGCAGUUUACAUUGCUGACUAGUAAUAUCUCUAGGGACAGACACUCAGACGUCCACUAGAGGUGCCUGCUGUGUCAGUGCUGCACAAUGUGUGUUUCCAUGCCCUGCUUGGAGUCACUGAAUGUUCCCCAUAGAGAUGCAUUGAUUCAAUGUAUCUCUGAGAAGAUGCUGAUUGCCUCAGCGGCAUUUUGCUGUGGAGGUGGGCCAACCGCAGCAAGAUCAGCACAGUGAUGGAGAAAAAGUGAGUAAAAUCACCUUUUCAGUGCGAUUGGAGAAGGGCCACUCACCUAAACAGCCACACCAGCACUAUAGUGUCAGGAAUACAUGUUUGUAUUCAUGAAACUAUAGUGUUCCUCUAAAUGUGGAUCAGCGAGAGUCCCCAUUCUAGACAACUAAUGCUGUACUUACCUGUAUUUGGAGGACUUGUGUCUUUCUUUGAUAUUUGAGCCAUGUAGAUAUUUGUGCUGUUAAGCCCUGUCUCCCUGUCUAAUUAUGUAAACACAUCCUUUUCUAAUUUUCCCCUCUCAUUUUUGUCUGUGUGCGUGUUUAAUGAUCUCCGAGAGGAGAUUCUGACUUGUCAAUAGUGCGGGUUCAAUGCCAAUAUGAAGGGAACUUUUUCAGAAAGAGACCUUUCAAGGUCAUUUUAAUUUUGAAUACUAUUUUCAGUCAUUCAAGUUUUUUGAUGGCUUUUAUCAAACUGUUUUGUUUUGUUUUAAUGGGGGUUUUUGAAAGCUAUAUUUUGUAUUUAGAGAGAAAAAAAAACUUAGUUGCUAUAUGUACUGAAGAAGUCUUUAGCAGAAAUUGUAAGUAUGUCGGAGGGGAAGGUGUGUGUGUGUGUGUGUGUGUGUGUAUAUAUAAAUAUAAUAAAAUGUGUGUGUGUGUGUGUGUGUGUAUACACAUAUAAAUAAAAUUAUUUUCUAUAAAAUAUUAUACAUAAAAUAUUCUUUUGCACACACCUGUGGCAGGUUUUGUCUGUUUGUCACUGUGGCUCCUGUGUGAAGGUACAGCGAUGUUUGUUUGGUUGGGAGAAAGGGCUGUGUUAUCCCUUUUACGCUUAGUUUGUGUCUCUGAAUUUUCCAGCAAUGUGUAAUCAUUUAGUCAAAUUGGCACUCACAGUUAGAGAAGCAAAACCUAGCAGAGGUGGUUUGUAAUUCAGCCUAUCAUUUCCUAACACUCAGUUACUGUCACCUUAUGUGUAUUCAUUAUUUAUGUGAAGUUAUCAGCUUUUUACUUAAGAAAUGUCAUCCCUCUAAGUCCAUAGCCCAUGAUGGUUAUGGUAGGUUGCUAUGCGUGUGCGAAGAGGAGACUUACAUGGUUUAUUAUGAUUAAUCAUGCCUCUAGCUGGUUAAAAUCCUCACGUGUGCGUACAAAUCAUUUAGAGACAAGUCCGUGGUUGGUUUGUUAUUAACAUUUUGAAAAUACGGCACAGCUUUUCUAACUCUUAUGUAACAAUUUUAAAGAAGUGUAUUUUAUAAUGCUGUUACUUUUUGGAAAGCUUAUUCAUUCAGAAUAUAAAGUACAUGUAACAAAAUGCAAAAACAAGUCAGCGAAUGCCUUAAUCAUAAAAUGUCAAGCUGUACACAGCAUGCUUCUCGAACCUGUGUUCAGGGGUCCUACCAGUGACCUUAAACCUCUGGGGCCCAACAUCAGCACAGUUUGUGCUUCCCAAGUGAAUUGCCAUGUUUCUUACCCAGAAUGCACUGCUGUUUAAAUGUUGACCAAGCAUUUUGGGACACAAAAGCCCAUAUCAUAGAGUUUAUCUUAACCGGCUUUGACCUUCUUAGAACCCAUCACUUUUAUGCCUGAUUGAUGGAAGACGCUGUAUUAAAGCACAUUCACUUGUCACAGGCAGGAGGUAUUACAGUUGUCUGCCCAAAAGUAUUCCCGCCAUGCCCUGGGAAGAAAGUACUGAACACCUAGAUAGAACUAUGGAAGGUUGUGGCGUUCAACUAAAUUCGCAAACUGCAGUCAUAAAGCUUUUAAAAGAUGCUAAGUGCAAGGAAAUGGAUCCAGUGAAACCUUGCUCACACUGAGCUAUCGCACUCACAGUCACAGUUGCACUUGCUUUAAUUGUGCCAUUUGUGUAAACUUCCUAAACCCAUUAACUAAUUUGUUUAUGCAGUCUCUAGAGCACCCCGUUGUUAGCUUUGGAAUAGGAGCAGUGAUUGUCUACAAUCAUUCUAAUCCAUUUGAAAUGCAGCUGUUAAGGAACACUCAGACUGAAAUAUUGCUUUUUAUUAUGUGUAUAAGCGUGAUGUAUGAACAUUAACGAAACACUGAAACUAUAAAAAUAUCUCAUUUUUCAAAUUUGAUUAGUUCCUUUACCCCAUCACAUUCAAAGCUGCCAGAUUUUAAAUUACAACUAAAACACCCAUUUUUUACUUGUAAUACAACAGCAGGGCAGUCCUCGUGCAGCAGCCACUCUGCCUUCUGUGAGAUCUUCAAUGCUGACAAUCAGUCCUGUUCAAUGAUGUCUGCUGAAACGCCAGUUAGUAUUAUAAAUGACGGUUACCACUGCAGGGUGCACCAGGCUAUAUCUCAUGCUAACCUGGAUAUCCUUUUAUCAGCAGCAGUAAAGCUGAUUUGUGAAAGGCUGAACUUGAUAGACUUUCUUCUGCCUAUAUUACUAUGUAUAUUAGUGCCUUUCCAUUAAAUAAAUAAGAUAUGUUAGUGAGGCCAAACCCAAUUAAUUCCAAUCAAGUUGUUGCUUUUAAUCUCCGUUAUAAAGGUUUGGUCACUUCCAUGUCCCCUGAAUACCGGAUUGAGAACCAUUAGAUAUUGUGUAUAGCUCUGUGCUGACCAUUUGCGCAGAGUUCAUCCCAUGGGUAUAUAUUGUCUGCAUCACACAGCUUCUAAUUAGGCUAUGAUAUGGUGCCGCAGGAAAAGCACAGCCAUUAAGGGACCAAACUGUAUUUUAAUUGUCAAAACACCAUUAUUUGGGUUUGAAUGACUUCCACUGGAAGAUAAAAGGAUGGAAAAGGCUCAAACAACGUGGUUAAAUCUGCAGACAAAAAAAGCCUAAAGCUCAAAUGAAAGUGUAGAAUGAAUUUUAGGUAGAAAAGACUGAUAAUACUCCUCUAUUGGGACAUCUGAGUAUCGGUUCCUUUUAUUAAGGAAGUUAGGGUUUGUAUUGAGCUGAUAAUGUUUACUGAGGAUAUGCAGACUUGCAUUCUUAGAGCAAUGCUUGCACAUCUGGCUGUGGAAUAAUAAGUGUGAAUUUCAUAUUGUGGAAAGGCACACAGAAUACACAUAGCUUUAAUGGAGAGAUCUUUAUUUUUUUACCAUCCCCUUAUUACUCACUAUGUGGGGCUAGAAUCAUCACCGCACAUGAUUUGCACUCACUUUAGUCCAUUUAUAGUGGUUUUAGGUAUUAAUGAGGGUAGUUCUUUGUCAUAUCUGAAUAUUUAACGAUUUCUCUUUAAUUUCCAUAAAGGGGAAAACAAUGUUAUUCAUUAAACUGAACAUUUUCUGCUAAAACCAAAAAGCUUAUUUGGCCCAGAAUGUUAGACUUUCUAUUCACCCCAAUUCCCAGCUAAGUGAUUAAACCAAACGUCUGCAAAUCUUCACGAGGCUGCAUUCUACGUUCCCUACUAGUUGUAUGCAGAUUGUUUGUCAUGCACACAAUAUUCUAUCUGCUUGCUACUGGUGGUAUGUAACAAUGGCAUUAAUGCCACACAGUGUAUGCUUCAGACAAGUCAGAUUCCACUCCAAACAAAACAUUCUACAGAAAUAAGUCACACGGGCCUGUGUGGGACCCGACUACUGUGCUUUAUUUCCCUUUAUUACAUUACAUUUCCUUGGCUCCUGUUCACAUCUGUGAUGUGAAUUUAGUUUUUUAUUCUUUAUAUCCAAAAUGAGUCACAUGGCCAGCAUAAGGUUAUAUAAGGUCUCUUUCCUGGGGGUGUCAGCAUCCGUACCCUUUCCUAUGGAGCAGAUUCUGGAAUUUACUGGAUGAGCCUUCUUCCAUUCUUUUUCUGAGUUGUGCAGUGCAUAGCUCUGACUGUAGGGGGCGAUGAUGGCUUUUAUAUACAGAGCUUGUUCUGUUUAGGGGCAUCGUUGUUUUAUCGUUUUUAGCAAACUUGUAAUAACGUGUUAUAUAUUAAACAAAGAUAUUUUGCUUCUAUUGGGACAUUUGUAUACUCUUUGCAAUUAUAUUUCUGUAAACCGUUCCAAUCAUUAAAUACAACUUUGAAAGUU
Messenger RNA from Pelobates cultripes (western spadefoot toad), 83955 nucleotides. NCBI's taxonomy places the organism in Eukaryota, Metazoa, Chordata, Amphibia, Anura, Pelobatidae. The record is from the annotation of a GenBank genome assembly.